Molecule: messenger RNA, 60722 nt
Organism: Podarcis lilfordi (Lilford's wall lizard)
Lineage: Eukaryota; Metazoa; Chordata; Lepidosauria; Squamata; Lacertidae
Source: the annotation of a GenBank genome assembly
GGAGGCGACCCCGGUCUGGCAGGGGAGGGGGGGAUUGGGCCUGGCUGGGCCCAGCCGGAGCCUCCUGCCGCCUGCACCGAGCGAGCGGGGAGAGCGCCCCCUCCCCGCGGGCCCAGCCCCAGCCCCAGCCCGGCCCCCGCCUGGCCAUGGGCAACGCGGCCACGGCCAAGAAGGGCGGCGAGAUUGAGAGCGGUGAGUGCGCGCGGCGGCGGGAGGAAGCCGGGUGUGGGGAGCGGGGGCCGCAGUCUGGGAGAAGCCGAGGCAGGAACUGGCGCCGGACCUCCCUCUUCCCUCCCGGAGCGGUGAGUGUUCUGGGGUUUGCGGGCAGCCGGUUCCGGAGAGUGGAGGAGCAGCGGGGGCGUCGCCGCCCGUGAAGCCCGCUCGCGGGGCAGGACACCGCCUUGCCCACCCUGCCUUCACACCAGGUACCCCGGGCCGGGAGGGCGGGUGUUUCCCCAGCCAGGCCUUUGCCUCAGCCUGCCGUGCCAGGCUUAUCCGGAGUGGGGGGUGGCGGCCGGCCCCUCCGUGCCUCGUUUGUGGGACACCUGGCUGGCCGGUGCUGCCGGGGGACUUUGGGGCCGCUCCGGCCGGUCUGCCUGCGGCGCUCUCCGGCGCCCCCGCCCUGCCUCCUCCCCUGGGAGCCUGCGAGUUCGCUGCCUCCACAUGGAGUGAGUCCCCUUGUCCUGGCUUCCCAGCACAACCCAUUCUUCGCGUUCGCGUUCGCCUUCCCCUCCCAUGAGCAUUACUUUUAAUGCUUUGUCCGAUUUGGGUCCACGUGUGUGUUUAUUCGGUGAAGGGGGUUUGUAGCAUGGAAAAACGGGUUUAAAAAUAAUAAUUGGCGAGCUGGGGUUGUUUUCUACCUCUGGCAACACUGCCUCUGGUCGUGCCUGUGCGCUAAAAACCAGUUUGUGUUGACUUUGUAACUUGUAGGUUAGUUAUCCUCCCCAAAUAUAUCAAACAGAUUUAAAUACGAAGCGUAGCAUUUUCUCAUUUAUCUGAAGCUGCUUAGUUAACAGUGGCUGGUACCGAAUAUGUGCACUGAAGCUAACACUUUGCUAUUGCUUUUAGGCAGGUAUGACAGGUUCCUGUUCAAUAGACAGCUCGCCCUGUUAAAACACAAAUGGAAGGCUACUUAAUUCAGCAGAGACAGACGGAUGUGUCCGCUACGCCCCACCCCCCAAAGGAAGUUGCAGAAUGGAGCUGCAAACUGGUCAGGCAGGGCCUCAGAUGGAAAGACUAGCAACAAAGCAGGAAGUAUGUUUGUAGCGUACCUAGAUGGAAAACAGAGAAGUCUGCUUGGAUUGCUUUCGAGGAAGUGGAAGGCAGGAUUUUGUAGCUGGCGGCAGACUUGCAGAACAGUCAAAGAAUUAAUGCUGGAAUAGGACCUCAUGAAAACUAUUUAAAACUACACACACACACCCCUUUGGGGUUCUUUCAUUUUACCUGUCUUCUUUGGGAGCUUGUGGCAUGCAAGCCUGUUCAAUUAAGUAUGAGUUUUACCUGCCACAUUGCAUCCAGGCAGUGGGUGUGCAAAACUCGGCCUUUUCUUCUGCACUGGAGAAUUCAGGUCAUUUUUCUUUAGGACCAAUGCAUCUCACAACCUUGUUUUGUAUACCAGCAUCUUUAACAGCUGGGCUUGGGCUCAGUUACAGAUAAAAAAUGUGAAUCAAAGUUACACUGCAGAACUCAGGUUUUCUAGGUGCUAGUACUGUUCUUUGAACAUGGAAUUGUCCAUCCUUAAAGGCUCCCUCAAAAGACAGAGAAGGUAUAGGGGGGAAAUGUAUGAAAAUUGCAAAGGAAGUGCCAGGGCUUGGCACAGAAGGUUAUAAGAGAGCUCUCAGACUUCUGCUCCGUGUGGACUCAGUCCAUGACCCAGCAUGUACUACUAAAUCCCUUCCCAGAGUUGUGGAUGGGAUUCAGGAACCUUGACUUCUUGUCCAUUAUUACUCUCUUCCCUUCCCAGCUUGUUUUAUUCUGUGAUCAAAAUCCCAUUACUGUUUAGACUGAGGCUGACCCUUUCCCAAAGAGAUUAUUACACUUAGUAGCAGUAUGGCAGGAUUAUAUCUGUGGCUUGUAAUGAUCACUGUAGAAAGAGGAAAGGGCAGGGCACAUAGCAAGUGUACAAAUUCCUACCCCUGCAUCACUGCCUUACAGUGUUUUAAUGUAUUCAUUGUUCUCAGCACUUCAUUCAUUUGUCAGCUGUUAACAGUAUCCAGGGAUUGCCCAACAAGACAACUACAAGAAUCCACCAACAGCCAACCUGAUCCAAAAACACCCACCCCACCCAUACAUGAAAACAAAGUUCACCACAGCCAAUCACAACCAACCAACCACACCCUAGGGCAACCCCAACCUCUCUCACCACCAGAGGAACACAAGCAAAUAGUAAAGAGAAACCACACAAGCGAUGCUGACACAAAACCCCACACAUACAUUAAGUUAAAUAGAAACAUUGCCACCUGACCCCACCCCCACCCUCCAUUGCCCCCUCCACCUCUUCCCCCCUUUUCUUCCCAAUGUAACACUAAUGUUGCAACAAAUGAAACUGAUCUGUAGAAAAUGUAACUUGAAAAAGAGACAUUGUACAUACUUUUGUAAACCAAGAAACCUUUAAUAAAAAAUACAUUAAAAAAACAGUAUCCAGGAAUUUAGGGACUCUGUAGUAAGAAUGAGAUGGACCAAUAUUUUGGACUUCCUGAACAGCAAAAGCCUGAUUUAUACUGUUUUUAUUAACCACAAAGAUAGCUAUUGCCAAAGAAAGAGAACUCAACAUUGUGUAUAAAAAAUAAGUUGUGCAAAUUAAUAUUUUGUGCAGAUACACUUAUCUUGGAGAAAUAUGUCUAUGUUUGAUUCUAAAUAUAUUUAUAUUAUUUUGUGGAAUUUAGAAUAUAUCCUGGAAGGGAAGCACAGGUAAAUGAGUGACAUAGGGUAACAUGAAGUGCAAGAUUCAUAGGUACUUGUUCAUGGCUUCGAUGAUCACUGGUUCUUUCAAAAGCCCAUUUGUAAAUAUUAACUGAAGGACUGAAACCUACUGUUAUAUAUUUAAAACGUGGAUUUAUCAGCAGUCCAAAUACUACACCAUAUUUGAGUAUGUGGAAUCUCAGGACAUGCAUAGUUCUGACUCUUAAGUUAUUUUUAUUUAGGUAAAUGUAUACCUUGUCCUUCUAUUGUGAUCAUGGUACUUGGAAGUGGAGUUUGUUAAGUCAAGAUAGGGAAAAUUUAAGGACACUUUCCUUAAAAUUGUCUUGAGUAGUUGUGAUUGAAUUCUAAACAUCCUUCAAAACUUUAGCCUGAUCAUCAGAUUUAACAUGCAUGCAUGCAUGUCAUCUAAUAAAGUUCAAGUUCAUAAAUUGAUGGUUGUAGCCAAAGCCCAUGAUAGUAUUAAUGCAAUAAUACAGAAAAUAUUCAUAAUACAAUAAGACUGUCAAGUUCCUGAAACACACAGUUUCCCUUAUAUCUCUCUCAGACCUCCAAUUCUAAUAUUUUGCCUUUUAAAAAUCCAAUUUACCAGCAUCCAUAAUGUAAGGAAGACAAGUUCCCAGAUACACCAACAAACUCAAAUCCAGCUUGAUUUCAGAUUACACAUCUGAAGCACCACCACAAUUUAUAGCAAUUUUAUCUUAACUCCUUUUUCCUGAUUAUUAUUAUUAUUUUAUUUUUUGCAGCCAGUGUGUAGAGGGCCAUUCUGCUUGUUAUGGAGCUAUUAUUGGCACUCAAAAGAAACAACAGUGUGUGCCUGCUUGCUUGUGUGAACAAAGGUUUCAGAAAGUCAUCUCUUGGCCCUCUCUAUAAGGGGCAGGCUAACAGAUAAGGAGUGAUGUCUCCCACCUGACCAUAAAUACAAAGUCUCUAUACAAGACCUUGUAGUCGCCAUCCAAGACUGUUUUGGGCAUCACUUGGAAACGCAGCUCAAUAACGACAUUUCUUGAGGAAACUGGUGAAAGUUCAGAUACUAGCUCUAAAAUGCUCUUUUUUCAAGAGUGGGUACCAAGGGGGAAAUUUUGUGUUUCUAAUUAGUUGUAGGUCCCUUCUGGGUUCUGUCCAGAAGAUCCAAUCCCUUACUUGUCAUCUAGUCAAAAAGCUAUUUCCUAGCCUUUGCAACAAAUUAUUUAUUGGCAGUUACAAAAUAUUACAAAGGCUAUUUUCUAAAGUAACAGCAUGCAUUAUAUGAGCUCCAUUAAGUAAAAAAAACUUGAAGGCUUCUGAACACUUGCUUGUUGUAGAAAUAUGCUCUGUGGACCAUUAUUCUCUGCAGAGAGUAAUCAAGUUAGCAACUGAAAGAAAUUUAAAGGGAACAAAUAGUAAUUAUUAAUUGUUAAAUAGGAACUUUAGCACACUAUCCACAUGAUAUCCAAACAGUAAGGUUUAAGUAGUGGGAUUUUUAAGGAAUACUUGCAUCUGCCUCCGCCUGCAGCUCUCCUGGUAUAUGUGCAGCAGUUGGAGGUGGGCUCCCUUGCAGCUUUCUAGUCCAAUCUGUCCCCUUUUGUUGCUUUCAACAGAUCUGAGGAGCAGACGCAACAUUAGACCUGUGCCUCUAUUGCUGGUGCAUGGAACUUCUUUGCAGAUUUGUUGUUUGAUCCACAAAGAAACUGUGCUGAUAAAUUUUACUCCCAGCUCUCAUUUUUGGCAGGAUUAAAAAGGAAAACAAAGCAUGACUUCAAUUAAACGGAGCACAGCUUUAAUUAAACAAUUAAUCCAAUAUAAUGUAUGUGAAGCUUUUAUGUGAAGUGCACUUAAUAGAAGCACUGUUUCUUUUUAUUAAAUGGGACAUCCAGGUGCCUGUGGCUUGGCUGCUAGGCUCUGUGUAAAAUGUCUAUUAUGGAAUUUCUGGAAGAUAGAUGGGUCAAGUAGACUUCCUGCCUACUCUGAUGAACUCAGAAGGGGAACAAUUCUUGUAUUUAUGUUGGUACUAAAGGGUUAAGAGGUAACAAGUCGCUCUAAUCACUGAGCAGCUGGAAGUCAUUAAGCAUCCAGGAAUGUGAGUUAGUUUGUAUAAAUAGUCAGUUCACCCGUGUGUUAUCUCUCUCCCCUGUGUUUGCUGCUUUGAGUUAAGUUUAGAGUAAAGUUUUCUUUAUGCCGGAGAUAAAAGCAUGUGUGCUUUAUCGCCAGGGUUUUUCUUUUGUAAAUAAAGUUUUUUUCCCCUGAGUUCCAAAGUGCUUGCUCCAGGAUUCUUCAUUGAAAGGUACUGACUCUCCUGCCUUCUUCAACCGCUGCACGAAAUUCUCUGCUGAGAUAAGAUUUAUGGUGUUGGAAGCACACUGGACGUUUACUUAACAUUAAACUAAUUAAAGUUUAAUGGACAAUUUAUGUAGCCUUUUUUAAAAAAACCUGACAACUUAAUUAUUGUGAUUCUCUUUCAUUGGCGGCUUUAAAGUUGAAACUAGAUAAGAACUACUACAUCCUACCUUUCCUCCAAUAAGUUCAAGGUGCAGUACCUGGUUCUUUCCCUUCUCAGUUUGUCCUCACAACAACCUUGUGAGGCAGGUUUAAGUUGAGAGGCAGUGACUGAGUAGGGAUUGUGCAACAUUACAUGGAGGUCCUUUCCAGCUCUGCAACUGUCUGUUUAAAACAGAGGUGCCUUAGGUGUGGACAUCCAUAUAUUGUUGGACCCCAAUUCCUGUCAGCUUCACCUAUCUGAAGUAAUCAUUCAGUGCAAAUGAUAAAUGGAUUUUAAUAGGCUAGCCAACACAUCUGGAAAAAUGCAAAUAGGCCUUCUGUUUGUAGCCACCUGCCAAACGUGAGUUGACUUGGCUUCCUGAGAUGGCUCUCAGAUGUUGAUUGGAGUGCAAUAGGGAUUACUUACAGACAGUCCUUGAGGUAUUCUGGUCCAAAACGCUUGUCAGUUUUUUGGUCAAAGAAAAUGUGGCUAUAUAGGUAUCAAAGCUGUGGCUGACACACUGUUGGUAUGGUAAGUAAAUAUAAAUGAAAUGUACGGAGAACCCAUGGAUUGGUAAACUGAACUCUUUCAGUUGCAUCUUAAAAAAUAGUUCAGUAGCACCUUAGAGACCAACUAAGUUUGUUCUGGGUAUAAGCUUUUGUGUGCAUGCACACCUCUUGGUAUCUGAGGAAGUGUGGAUGCACACGAAAGCUUAUACCCAGAACAAACUUAGUUGGUCUCUAAGGUGCUACUGGAUUAUUUUUUAAUUUUUUAUUUAUUUCGACUGCGUCAGACCAACAUGGCUACCUACCUGAAUCUAGUUGCAUCUUAGUUUCUCCAAACACAAAGCCAUAUGUUUUUGGUGCAGUCUGUUACUACAGUACAGAUAAUGGUAAUUGUGAUUCAGAAACAUUUCUGCUGGCGGACAGUGGCAGACGUAGAUCAUCUGGGCUUCCAAUAAACAGGGUUGUAUCCAGUUCAGCCUCUGGGGCAAUGGAGGAGUCUGCUUUAUUUGAUCAGAAAGCGGGUGAGGUGAUUAUUUAUUUAUUUUUGUAAAUUCCUACUUCCUCCUGCAUCUGCUAUGCUGUUCCAAGGGGCCUCCAGGGCAGGCACUGGGGACUGCAGAGGGCAGUACAAGCAGCCAUGAGGUAUGUCCACAGUUAAAGGUAGGUUUCCUCUUCCGUCUCUCUCUCAUCUUUCUGUUAGGCUGUAAGUUCCUUGGGGCUGGGAUCUGUUUUCUGCUCAUUAUUCUGUUCAUUGCCAUCAACACUGAUGGGACUAUAUUAAAAGUAGGUUCCUUAACUUCUAGUCUGGGGAAAUCUAAGCCCCCUUUUAAAAGCUGCGCUUUCCUGUUCAUUCUGCUUAACUACACCAAAGGCAGAACUGCUGAUUGACAGCUUAGUUGUUUAAAGCAGCUUUUUUCCAACCUGGUGCCCUCCAGAUAUUUCAAACUAUAGCUUCCAGCAUUGGCUAUACUGGCAGAAGCUGUUGUGAAUUGUAGCCCCAAACAUCUGGAGGGCACCAGGUUGGCAAAGGCUUAAAAUCUAACUGGUAUUAGAAAUUGAGUUGGUUCAUCUCACUCUGCAGAUUUGUGACUUGGCUUUUGUGAAAGUGAUAUGAUUUGCCUGUGAUCUCUCUACCAUAUAUAAAGUGGAGGGAGUUGGGGCUUCCGACCCAGUGAAAAAAACCCCUAUUAGCAUGUGUUAAUUUGAUUUAAAAAAACAGCAACACCAAAAACUUCUUUUGCUUCUAGGAAGCCUGCAGUUUAGGUGAAGAAAACAUACUAAAACUUAGAGAAUAUUCAUUGGUUUUGUGGUUAAAUUUUGUUUACUUAUAUGUCUUCUCACCCUCAAAAGGGCCUCCGAGGCCUGCUGCAACCUUCAAGUGACAAUAAAACAAAUUAUAAAACCAGAGAUAAUUUCACAUCAGCCAACAAAUCAAAUCCACUGCUGGCUGUAACCGCAGCAAGUAGCAAAAGAACUCCCUGGAGUUGGGGAAAGGUGUUAGGAGUAAGCUGUGAUUACUGUAAGAAGUUUCUUCAGAAGAUGCAGACAGGAGAGGAAAAUGUAAGAAACCUUUAUCUGUGUACACUAUAAAAAUAUGAAACUGUUUCCUUGCCCAUGUAAUUGGCACUCCGUUCUUCCAAGGUUCCGAACAGGCCCCAGCAGUUCUUGCUCUCCUCAUUAGGUUCUCCCAGUUAUGUGACUGAAGCUGUCUUCAAGGAAGAGUUUGAUGUGCAUGGUAUCCCAGAUGUUUUAGGGUUCUUGGUAGGUUAAAAGUGUGAGCUCGCACUGAUGAUUAAGAUGAGAAAUUGGAACUCUUAUUAAAGAUCAGAGUAAACUAGCAGGAACUUUUGGUAAAAUGAGGUCAAACCUGAGCUUACAAAGCCAAUAAUGGACUUUGAAAGUUUUGUGCGCUUUGGAGCUGAAGGGUGGGGUGGCAAAUAUGUCAAGGGUGUUUAUUUUCUGUGAAGAGGUGGUAUGGUAGGUAAAGGCUAAUAAGGAAGCAACAACUGUUCAUUUGUAUGAGUAGCACAGUGCUGGGAACGCUUCAUACUUCACAGAGUAAAGGUUCAAGUGGUAGUACUUUUGCUACAUAAUUUUGAAGUGUCUUAAGCAUCUGUUUCAUAGCAUGUACACAUCUGGGGAGUCAACCAAAGCCGUUCCUUGCCAUGUGCAUAGGUGCAUGUAGCUGUUUCAAUGUGUCCACCAUGUGUAGAUCAUGAAUGAUCUUCAAUAAAUUACUACAACCCCGUAAGUCAGAAUUCAAAUUGCUGAAAUGAAUUGGGUCCCUGCUGCACCUGUAAGCACUCAUUGAUCAGUGUAAAAAUCCACUCUUUUUGCAAUCAAGAUGGCUGGUUUAAAAUGUGUUUAAAGAGUAAUUUACUGCCUUAACAAACUGGAGUAUGAACGCUGAGCAACCUUUUGUACAUUCCUUUGUAGAAUCCGGGGAUGAUUUCACACUUAAUUGGUUUUUUUUUUUAGUGUGUGAAUACUUCAUAAUACAUAGCAUUUAGAUAUUAGCCAGCUCUUAAGUUGCUUGAAGCGUCUUAAAAGCAAAGUGCUGCCCAUUUCAUUCUCCUGUGUAGGAUAGUCAGCACGUGUUUCUGGCAGGAUUCCUAUGUCUUUAAUGACUGUGACAAGCGGGUAUCCAACAACAGAAUCUUGCUGGAGUCACCUGCUUAAUUUCUGUUUGGAUUGCUGCCGUUAAGGGGCGUAGGAGCUCCUUCUGGGAAAAAGAUUUGAUAGCCCAAACCCUUAAGUGCUGUUCUCCUUGUCACUUCCUCCAAGAUUCUGUGUUGCUUUCUCAAGUGUUGCAGACAGGUUAGUCACCAGGUGGGUAAUUUCCGAGGAUCAGUAAAUGCAACAACCUGCCACAUCUCUCUGUACUAUAUUUGCACUCAUCCCUUAUCACACAGACAAGUGUACAGGCAUUCACAAACCACAGGCAGGCCUUCCUGUGCUCCCACUGUUGUUGCCACUGCCAUCCUGGGGUGGAGGGAAGGAAGAAAGCCAGCAGCUCAGGCCUUCAGCACGAGCAAGCAGACCAGUGAAAUGGGCAGGUGGGCAGCCCAGGCAAGGCUUCCUACACACUCUCUGUCAUUGCUACCACAAUAUGGGUGUGUGUAGAGGAAACAGGUCAGCGGCCCAGGCAGGUAAACUUGGCAGAGUUGGCCACCCAGGCAGGCCUUGCUGAGCUCCCUCUGUUACCAUCUUCAAAGGCGGCGGGGCAGGAGAAUGAAGAGGCCCUCUCCCUGCUGCUGCCGGAAGGAAAUCUGCAAAUGAAGCAGAAGUAGGGAGAUAGGGGGAAGUUUCUUUGGCGUUUUUUGGCAAUCUUGUGGGUGUGGGUUGAGCCAGUUGUGAGGGGUUGGGUGUGGGAGAGGUGUAAAAUGGGAGAGUUGGCAUAUAAGUCCUGCUUCUGAUUUGGGAAAUGUUUUUGGUCUUUGUGCUACUAGCUUCAUGCUCCCUUUCUCCUGGGUUGACCGCCAAAAAAGGCACGCUUGACUCUUCCACUGCCUCCAUGCCAAGCUCCUUUUCUCUUUUUUUCUCAGGCAUGGACCUCAUCCUGUUGCCUUGUGGUCUUGGUGCAGAGGGAGCGUCCAUCAAAUUUCCACAAUCUGUAUCUAUCUGUAGACUGAUCUAGCAGUACGAUGUGGAGAAAGUUGAUAGAGAAGUUUUCCUCCCCUUCAUAAAAAUAGAACUAGAUGUUGAAUGUGGGAAGUGCCAGGGCACACAAAAGGAAGUAUAUCUUCAUGCAGGGCAUAGUUAAACUACAUGCUGUCACAAAUGUUGUGAUGGUCACCAUCUUUAAGGCUCCUGGUCAUGGUGGCUGUGUAUAAUCUAACGUGUCAGAGGUGAUGUGCUUCUGAAUACUGUUUGUCGGGAAGCAAGUGCUGUUGUGAUCGUGACCUGGUUGUUGACUUCCCGUAGGUCUGAGUGGCCCCUUUGAGAAUAGGAUGCUGGACUAGAUAGGUCUUUGGUCUGAUCCAGCAGAACUCUUCUUAUUCUUAUAUCACCUAGAUCUUAUCCUGAUUUGUUACUUGCUCCAAGUAUUUUAGAUUAUCUUUUAAAAUGCAUUUUAUUAUUAUGGAACAGAAACACGGAACAUUUCCUGGAGUUGCUUUCUAUAUCUCUUAGCCCCUGCCCUUGUUGCUGGCUUUUGAAUUGGGAAGGCAGCAAAAUAAACUGAAAUUUCAAGAAGAUCCAGCUUGCUUAUUUUCUCAUAUGCUGCUGUGGGUCACUGUAGAGGUUCAUGUACAAUUAGCAAUGCCUUGACUUAGUGACUCUGUGAGCCUUUCUCUAUAACUGUUUGAUUCACAGUGCCAACUAAAGCAGAGGGGUCAAGCAUAAGGUUUGAGGCCCAUACCAGGCUCUAUGGAUACCCCCAAAGUGGUCCAGGACACCCCUAAAACAUUCUGGUCAAAUUUUUGGACCAGCUUAAAUUGCACUGCAGGCAAGAGCACCCAAUAACUGUUAACUGUUAUAUUUUCUGGUAGCAAACAUCUACCAGUUUGAUUUUUGUUAGGUUUCUUUGAAAGGGGUCUAAUGGAGGUGAGAAAUGCUUGUUCCUAGCUUCUUUAGGAUGCAGAGGAAGACAAAUGUACCGGUAUAUGAUGUUACUUAAUUAUAUUCUCAUGAUUGUUUUAAACCUGGUGGUUGCAGUAGCAACUUCCCUUCCCUUCCAGUUUUAAUGUGUAAAACUGAGCAUUGACCCUGAGUACUGAAAUCCUUGACCAGAAUGAUUCGUUUCCUGAUCAACCUGUUCUGUUUGUUAGUAGGUUAAUCAAGAGGUGAUUUCAGACCAAAGACUGUAAAGGGGUCUGUCUACUAAAUUACAAAAAAGGGGAAAAAACAUUGGACAUAUUGCUCAAGAGAACCCUAUUAUGUUUAAAUGGAGACAGAAGCUGUCUAAAUGACAAUGACAAGCUGGCUUGAGUGACUACUGCCUCUUGCUAACUUGUAGCAUGCUGUAAACCUUGGUGGAUAAGUGAGGGAGUAUUACAAAUUAGUGCAUUUGUAGUUUUGGCAGGAAUAGGAGAGUGGUUUGGGCAUCCACAGACCAGAUCAGGCACGUUCUUCAGCCAUGAUGCAUUUAAGACUAUCAGCGCCUGGCCUGUGGAAUGUUUUCUGGCAAUUCUAGUUAGGAGAACAAACUUGAAGUUUAACCUUAUGUUGCCCUAUGGUUCAAGUGUGGGAUUGUGUUGUGAGCCAUUCCACUUGUAACAUUUUUGCAAAGGAGUAAUGGCUAAUAAUUGUAUUGAUCAGGUUAGAUAAGACUUACAGGCCAGACCCUUAUUGUAGCACGAUACAGUGAUUGGGUUUUGGCUCUUUCCUGAUGAAUUUCUUGUACAUGGAAGAUUGGAAACUACAAAUACAGUACGUGGUCUUGUGUGUUCACUAUUUAUUUAGCAGCUUUUAGCCUUGCUUGAUUAGACUUCAAAAGUCAUUUCAGUUGACAGAAUUUAAAAAAAAAAGAAAAAGAAAACACAAAUCAUUAAGAGCAAAGAGGAAAAUGCAACCAUUGGACAUGCCUCUAACCCAAACACCCUCCUAAAAGGAUCUUAAACUUUAUGCUUUUGAAAGCUGAUGCAAGAGUUCGUUAAAUGCAUUCCCUAGGAAUAGUGUUCCAAAGAGUACCCCUCAUCCUACUGCAACAAACAAGGGGACUGUUAAGCAUUGCUUUUCCCGUGUCCCCAAGGACAUAAUAGUGGUGGUAUGCCUCUGAUAACUUUGGUUCAGGGCUUUAAAUAUCAAAAAUAUACUUUGAUGUGUGCUUAGAAGCACACUGGCAAUGCAUGCAAAUGUUUGAAAACGGAUGUAAUAUAUUGUCAGCAAUCUACCCCCAUUAAGAGCUUUGCUGUUGUAUUUAUUUAUUAUAUUUAUAUUCUACUUCUCUAAGGAGCUCAAAACAAUGUACAUGGUCCUCCUUUCUUUACCCAGCCCUCCCUGUUAUCUUCACAACAACUUGGUCACUAGCCCAAGGUUACUCAUCAAGCUUCAUGGCUGAAUGGGGGUUUGAACUUAGGUUUCUGUAGCCUGGACAUUCUAACCAUUACACUACACUGUCCAUUGCCCAAACAGUGUGUGGAGUUUAGCUAUAGCUGACACAAUAACGUAUACUGUAGUUUAACAGUGCUGAACGAAAAGGGAAAAAAUGGAUGCUUUUUGUGCCAUCUGGUGGCCAUUUAUUUCCUACACUAGUGAAAAGGGUCUACAAAAUAAUGUUAUCCACUGCAUCUCUACAAAACUGGGUGUUGUGGCCAUGCAUACUUCUUUGUACUUCAGCUGGAGAAGAUGACCUUGCUGUGGAUGGAUGCUCCCACACUACCCUGAUGGAACAACGUAAGAGAAUCCUGUAGAGAAAAACUAAAAGAAGAAUUAGUUUUAUAAAGACAUGAAUUCUAAACGUGGAAGCAGUGACAUGCAGUGAUUUUUUUGGUAGGGGAACACUUUGGGUCAGAAGCAGCAGCUUGUAGGAUGGUUGCCGGCAGCGGGGCAGAAGCCUCCUGGGCUUUGAGGAGGAGGUGCCAGGCGGUAAUGCUUUAAUACUCUAAUUUACCAGGAACAUUUAGGGGACUAGCCUAGUCCCACUAGUCCACUGCCCGGAAGCUGGUGAGGUUGGGGAGGACAGAGGACCAUUAUAACUGAAGUAUACCUGAAGGAGCGUCUCCACCCCCAUUGUUCAGCCCGGACACUGAGGUCCAGCUCCAAGGACCUUCUGGAAGUUUCCUCACUGCAAGUAAGGUUACAGGGAACCAGGCAGAGCGCCUUCUCGGUAGUGGCGCCCGCCCUGUGGAACACUCUCUCAUCAAAAUGUCAAGGGAAUAAACAAUUCUCUGACGUUUAGAAGACAUCUGAAGGCAGCCCUGUUUAGGGAAGUUUUCGGUGUUUGAUCUUUUAUCGUGUUUUUAAUAUUCUGUUGGGAGCAUCCCAGAGUGGCUGGGGAAACCCAGCCAGACAGACAGGGUAUGAAUAAUAAAGUAUUAUUAUUAUAACUGCGUUCAGUCACCUAGUUUUGAUUUGUUAUACAAACUUGAACGAAGCGAAACAGCCAAUCGGGCGCGGGGCAGCAGGCCUGUGUGCUGAGGGUUCUGCUCUGGCCACGCCCUCCCAGUUCUACAGGAGAUCACUGGAGAUCAGACCAGGCAGGCCCGGGGCCUGAUGUGCUCCGCUUGCGUUUCUUAAAAGUAUGUGCCAAAGGCAGGCUCCUGGGCCUCGCAAGGGUUUGAUCCUUACUCUUGUUCUUUACAGGGUCUGGCUUUAGGUCUUUUAAGCGGGCUGUUUCACUCCACUCCUCUCUCUCUCUGCCCCUUGGAGCCGGUCUCCCAGAGAGCUGGCAAAGCUGUAGUUUGGAUUGGGCCUUCUGGGGAGCCGUAGGGGAAGAGAAGCCACACUCCAGACUGGCAAGAUGGAGGUCGGAGGUGAGGGGGAGUAAUAGGCUGGGUAGCCCGGGGAGAAGAAGAGGCUCUGAGUCUAUGAUGCCAGCCCUCUUGGGGGUCCAAGGAGGAGGUGUUGUGGUUUUGUCUAGGGACAGGCAGCCCCGGGCAGAGGGAGGGGAAUGUGACAGGAUCGGUGGAGCUGAGAAGUAGAGAGAUUUCCCACUCUUAAUGUGAGGUGGCUUCUGUUUGGGCCCGAUUGAGGGACUUGGGAAGGUGAAGAAUGGCUUUGAUGUCCUUAGCUGUACCGUCUGGCUUCUGCAGGCUGAUAAUUUAAGAAAAGGUAGGCCCUUUGAUUAUAACAUGCUGUUAGGUCUUAACAUAAUCCCAUCUGGUUACCUUUCCCUGUCUUGGCCUCUUGAAGGUUUGCACUGCAGCAGGUCAGAACUGGUAGUAAUUCAGGUUUACGUUCCUUGAGGGAGAGGAUUUUUAUUUCUGUUGGGACAGUUUGUACAAGGCCCUAAAAAUCUGUGGUUACUGUGGGACUGAGUUAUUUAGAGUGGAGCGUGGCAAGUGGCUAACAGAGGGAAUGUCCACACUUUGGAUUCCUAUGUUGAAUUAUUAAGAGAGAGCAUUAUUUGUUAGGGCUGGUUGAUGGUCCCAGAGCUUAUUGAUUAAAUUAUGAUUGUACAUAAAUGUUCUGAUUGAAACCCAAACUUCAUGUUGAGAUGCUACAAAGAGGUAGGUGUGUUAUAGUUAAAAUGCUGUUGAGAGGGAUGCCUUUUCUAAGAAUUGGGGGGAACUGGAGAAGUUCAGUGUUUCUUACGUUAAGCAUGGAAUACUUUGCUAAUUCUCCAUAUAGGGAAAGUAGUACUCUGGUGCUAUGCAGAAGUAGGCUGUGAAGUUUGAGCUCUCUUCCGAUGAUGUGUGUAAUGUAGAAUUAGGCUUUUCUAGAAUGGAAAAUAAUGUUAGUGGUGUCUUUGGCAGACUGGAAUGGGAAUCUUGGGAAGGCAUGAAGGUUAUAUAAAUGAAGGAAUAGAUCGUUUAAGAUGCAAGCAGUGAAAAUAGGGAAAGUGCUGUUACUCUUGAAAAAGGAAUCCAUUUUAUCUUCUAGUGACUUUUGUUUAGGAUGUGUGCAAAGAAAAAACAAAGCAAACAAAAUUAUAUAAAGGUGGAAUACUUCUGGAAAGUCAGACUUUCAUAAGUUUUUUUCUUUUUGUUAUACAUCUUAAUCUCAACUCCUUUGCUAUGGUUGUGCAGUGUGGAGAUUUAUUUAUUUUUUAAUGGCCAGGAGAGAACCCAAAAUUCUUGAUUUUGUUCAGCAUCAGGGCCAUACUGAAAAUCUUUAACUAGGGUCACCAGUCAGUCAUACUUGUAUUGUUUGUAGCAGAUGAUCAUUACAUGGAAGAGUCACCAGCUAACUGAAUUUUGCUUUUACAGGCUUAACUGCAGUAGAGUAUAUGUGACCCACUCAUGUAACUUUCCAUGUGAUGUACUUGUUUGCUUUCAGAAGCAGACUCAUCGGGGUUCACUUCAAAUGAAUGGGUACCUUGUGAUGCAGCUGUAUUGCUUGGCUUGGUGUGCAUUCAGCUUCCAACAGCCAACGUAUGAAUAGAGUGCUGAGUGGAAGGCUUUAUGCACCCUUCAGUGCUUACUCUUUAUUCUUUUUAACAUAGGUUGAGAGGUAACAGGUUGAGAAGCAUUACUUAAUUCCAACUGUGCUGCUUCCAGUUCGUGAUCUGAUCCACCAUCUGCGAAGUACUUCAGAUGAAUGGAAAAGUUCAAGGGACACUUGGCCACAGAAAAGAGUUUUGAGAGAGAGAUGUGGCCCAGCACCAUUCCCUGUGGUCCAGCCACCAGAGGGGGGUGUUGCACAUGGUUUCUAAAGACAGUAUAAUGCUGAUUGGUUUGCCAGUUUCAGAAUGUAUGAUUCGAGCAUCUCUUGUUACCAAUUAAUGAGAAGAACCAUGGGGUGUGUAUGUCACUUGUAAUUGUUGGCAAAGUGUACCGUUUGUGCUCUGUGCUCUUUGUUCAGUUAUUACUUGGUUUGGGAAGGAGAAAAUGGUUGAUGAUACCUUUUGCAGAUAAGAUUAUCUGUUUCUGCAUUAAUCACAAAAGACACGAGCAUAAGCGAUGCGGGUAAUCUCAGAAGUUGCCUCCGUGUGCUAGAAUGUGUGGAAGUGCUAAUGUUGGAGUUGUAAUAAGUGUUACUAUGCCAGAAAAUAGUCAUGUUGUCGGAGAUCUCCUUUUGCAAAGCUCUUAGCACAUACAUGUGCCUCUUGAGAGCAAACCUGUGGCUUUAGAGCUACGGUAUAUGGUGAGAGAGGGUGUGAAGUACAUAUAAGGGAAUAAGGUUUCAGAAAGUGGAACACUCAUUAGCAAUGCAUUAUGUGUAGCGAGGUGCUAAAAUAUCGCAAACAGUCAGAUCCUAACAAUGUGUACUUUGGAAGUAAGCCUGCUUGAUGCAAUGAGAAAUCCUUAACAUGUAGAUAAAUCUUCCAGUUUACAUCUAGAUAAACUUUACAAAGCCAUGUAAGGUUGAGGCUGCAAAGAAGGAUCACUUUCAAAUCCCAACUGAUUGUUGCAAGAGCUAUAUUGGUAUCUUCAUUCUCUCCUUUGCAAUCCUGUUCACAGAGCAAGGAGCCACUUUGAGAGAGGAAUGGAUUUCAGCUGAUCAGCCAGCAAACAUAACGGCCAUGUCUUUUCUUGCUCUUCUUCAUACCUAAAGCACUAUCUAUAGGAAGUGGGGGGGGGGGGACACAUAUGUGUGUGUAUACACAUUGUGAAAACAAUAUACAUCCAGGCCCCAUUACAUGUAGAUGUGUGAGUACCUAAGGUAAAAGGUAAAGGUAAAGGUACCCCUGCCCGUACGGGCCAGUCAUGUCCGACUCUAGGGUUGUGCGCCCAUCUCACUUAAGAGGCCGGGGGCCAGCGCUGUCCGGAGACACUUCCGGGUCACGUGGCCAGCGUGACGAAGCUGCUCUGGCGAGCCAGCACCAGCGCAGCACACGGAAACGCCGUUUACCUUUCCGCUAUAAAGCGGUACCUAUUUACAGUGGUGCCUCGCAAGACGAAAUUAAUCCCUCCGCGAGAGUCUUCGUCUAGCGGUUUUUUCGUCUUGCGAAGCAACCCUAUUAGCGGCUUAACGGAUUAGCGCUAUUAGCGGUUUAGCGGCUAUUAAAGGCUUAAAGGCUUAGGGGAUUAGCUGCUAAAAGGCUAUUAAAGGCUAUUAAAGGCUUAGCAGAUUAGAUAAAGGGGGGGGGGGAAGCGGAAAAAAAAUCUCUAGACUCGCAAGACAUUUUCGUCUUGCGAAGCAAGCCCAUAGGGAAAUUCGUCCUGCGAAGCGCAUUGAAAACGGAAAACCCUUUCGUCUAGCGGGUUUUCCGUCUUGCGAGGCAUUCGUCUUGCGGGGCACCACUGUAUCUACUUGCACUUAGGCAUGCUUUCGAACUGCUAGGUGGGCAGGAGCUGGGACCAGAAGACGGGAGCUCACCCCGCCGCGGGGAUUCGAACCGCCGACCAUGCGAUCGGCAAGUCCUAGGCACUGAGGUUUUACCCUCAGCAUCACCCGGUGUGAGUACCUAAGGUGCAGCUUAUUCUGACUUGUACUUAUUGUGUAGAAGUCACCAUAUUGCACUGAGCCAUACUGUUUUGUUAUACAAAGCCUUUAGGUCAAGUUGAUUUCUGGUCUACCAGCUUUUGUUGGACUCCCAUCUGCUGCAGUCAGCAUGACCCGUGGUCGGCUAAGAUGGGAGUUGUAGUCCUGCUUUAGACUGGUAUGCUGGGUUCAGCAUUUUGGAACAGGGGACAGUCAGAAGGAUGGACAGCAUUGGUGAAUUUAGCUGCUGGUUGACAAUACUACUAUUUUAUGCUUUAUACCUGCCAGGUGUAUUGAGAAUGAAACCAACUUGUCCAGCCUGGCUGUGGAAAAUGUGCGUGAGAAUGUGUGAUAUCCUCAUUGUGGGGUUCAGAUUUGUGGAAGAAAAAAAUGAUGUUGCUGUGAAGUUUUGCCUUUUUUUGUGGGGAAGCUGUGUAAUGGGAUCACCACCCUUUGUGAUCUCCUAUCAGGAUAGUUGUAGUUCAAUAUUGCUCUGUACCUUGUGUUGGAUGAGUCUGAGAGGCCCUUAUUUUUCACAGAAUACCUCUUGAUUACAUUGCUGUCAGCAAAUGGAGGAGGGGGGGAAUUAAAAUUCUGACAUUUAUUUUUUAAAAAAAGCUGUUUGGAGACUUCACACAGACAAAGCCCUAGCUUUCCUGAGUAGCUUGGGCUUACUGGCAAGCUUGCAUUAACUAUGCAAACCCUGAUAUCAUGUUACAUUAGCGGGUAUGGAACUCUGUAAGUGUGGUGCUCCAAUUCUAAAGUGUUGCUCUUUGGCUGGAUGGUAUAUCUCUUGAUGUCUCAUUCUAAACAUUGAUACGCUGAUGCUGCAAACAUCAGGAUAAAACUCUGCCAAUAGUUUCUAAACAAUAUUUUCCAGUGAGCAUAACUCAUUAUUUGGUAGUGGUUUGGAAUUUUGAAUUCAGAAGCCAUUUUUAAAACAUUAUUGCAAUGCUUUAUUGCAUUUGUUUUAAAAACAAAGACUAUUCACCAAUUCUCCUUCCUUUCUCUCAUUAAAGUUUUCAGGUGUGAUUUAAGACUUGUUUAUGAAAAUACAUAAGACAGAAAAUAUGCAGACAAACAUAACUGGAGGAUUUUACGGUGAAAACUGUGGCUCUUGGCAGCAAACUUGUUAAAGUGCUGGGAAUGGAUAAUGAACUAAAGGGACAUAGCUGACUUUCACAUUUUAGUUAAGUAUAAUAAUGUGCACAGCAUGUAUAAGCAUGUUUCCGCUCUUGCCAUUUCUGCAACCUCCAUUGGUAACCACUUAUAUUUUGUGCUUGCCAAUUAAUGGAGGACUCCAUCUACUAGUAUUUUAUAAAUAAUAACAAAUGUGCAGAAGCCCGCCCUCUAAAAGCACUAAUUGUUGCAUAUCUCACUCUAUCUGGUGAGUGGUACAACUCCCACAUCAAAAUUUAGGUGGUCAGUGCUACCUAAUUGAUUUACAGUGGUGCCUCGCAAGACGAAAUUAAUCCGUUCCGCGAGUCUCUUCGUCUUGCGGUUUUUUCGUCUUGCGAAGCACGGCUAUUAGUGGCUUAGCAGCUAUUAACGGCUUAGCGGCUUUAAGAAAAAGGAAACAAACUCGCAAGAACUCGCAAGACGUUUCGUCUUGCGAAGCAAGCCCAUAGGGAAAUUCGUCUUGCGGAACGACUCAAAAAACGCAAAACCCUUUCGUCUAGCGAGUUUUUCGUCUUGCGAGGCAUUCGUCUUGCGGGGCACCACUGUACAUCAGUUUACACCACCAGCAAUUACUGAAAUGUAGGGAAAGGAAUGGCCAGUAGUUAACCACAGUCUGUUAGCAGAAAUUAAAAGAUUCAGCUUCCCCAACCUUCUUUGUUUUAACUAAUUCUGAUGCAGGUCAUUAUCUGAUUUUUAUUUGCUACCUAUUGCUCUUUACUGUGGCUUUAAUGCAUGACUUUUGCACAUUGUGAGCCCUCUUAUGAAUCAUUCUGGUUAAGACGCAGUGUUAAAUAUGUCAAAUUAAAUAAUAUUGCCUGGCAUGUUUUAACUGAGAAGCAUUCCUCAGUGUUUCGUUUGUAGCUUCUGUGUCGGAGCUUCAUGUUUCUAACCACUUUCAUUCUUAGUGAGGUAUUCCAGGCUGCUUGGAAUGGCAGGGAGUCGUAUCGUACCAGAUGAUUCUUUCAGCCAAUUAGGGUGACCCAAGUUCCCAGGGAGUCAGCUUAACCGAUUAUACACUCCCAAUAUCUGACAUAUGAAAUUGGGUUCAUUGUAAGGUAGCAAAGAACAGAAAGAGCUCUGUCAAAAGAAUCUGCUGGCAGAGUGUGCCAAGAAAGAAAAGUCUGAAAUAUCCUCAAGUCCCAAAUACUCACUUUCCUUUCUGAAAAGGGGGGGGGGGGGCUUCUGUAUCUUACUCGCAAGUUCUGAGAUCCAGUUCUAAAGAGUGUUGUGACAGUCCAAUAGGUGCAGUUGGAAGAGGAUGCCACUAAGUACAUUCUGGUAUUGAGUUUACAUAAUGAGAAAAUUGGUUCCAUUACCUAUCAGUUUGGUACAUUUGAAAGAUAUACAGUGAUGAGGUGAUAUAUUCAGACUUCAAAAGAAAGAUGUGCUCCAUUUCUAAGAAACAAAGCUGAUGGUAGCACAGUUUGAUUUUGCUUGUUCCCAAGGUGCAUUGCUCCAGGACAAGUUGACCCCCUGUUCAGAGUCUAUGAAGUAGUAUCCUGAAUUUUGCUUGCCAGUGGCCACCUCUGAGCAACUGAAGACUUGUCCAUGUGUAAUCUGGAAGCAUUUCUUCCACUGCAAAUGGCAGGUGUGGAACUCCCAAUCCAGAUAAGGAUUGCAGCAGCAGUAAGAGGUUAAAGCUCCCUGUUCUCCUGCCAAUUCAUACUGAAUCCCUGUGCCUACUAAGUUCCUUUUUUAAAAAGACCAUUAAUGCAAUUGCUAACUGUGUGAAAGGCAUCUUGUACAGCCCUAAUUUUAAUGGCACAUCUAUCUGUACCAGCAUCUAAAUGUUCUCUUUGGGCUUCAAAAUGUGUGUAAUUAAGAAGGCAUUAAUUGUCCUUUAGUUGGUAGUUUAUGUUACGCUACAAUAGCUCUGCCAAAUUGGGGGGAGGCAGGGGUUGACCCCCAAGUAGUUAAUGAUAUAAGAAGAGCCCUGCUGGAUCCAAUCAAAAGCUGAUAUGAUUUAGCAUCUUGUUUCCCACCAUGGCCAACCAGAUAUUGGGAGGAGGUUGGAUAUGUGCACUCCAGCAACUGGUAUACAGAGGUGUGCCACCUCUGAUCCUGGAGGUAGGAUACAGCACCUUUCUCCCCUUCGCACAAUUGACAAAAACUGAUGAGAACUUUGAUGUAGCAGUAUUAUGGGUACAGAAUUUACUUGUACAGACCACUUGCUGUCAUCCUAAACUGUCCAUUCACUUAGCCUUUCCAGUUACAGUAUUUUUCCGUCUAUAAGACACCCCCAUGUAUAAGACGCCCCCUAUUUUGGGGGACUCAGAUUUAAUAAAAUGGGGGGAGAUGUAUCUUGUGUACAGUAUAAGACGCCCCCUAAUUUUUGACAUUUUUUAGGGGGGGAAACCUAGUCUUAUACAUGGAAAAAUAAGUAGGUCUUCUUCAUCUGGUUGCAUAUCUGCUUGUAGUGUUGAAGGGUAACCCUGCUAAGUCAGAGGCACGGAAAUUGCUGAGGAGGGCAGAGCACCUCAAGGACUCUUCCACCUGUCCUCUUGGUGUGCCAUUCCGUGUCUUACACAACCAUUGCUUUCUGCCGCUGUGGCUGGUUGCAUUUAUUCCAGCAUGCUCAUUAAAAAAUAUUUUAAGCUUUUGUGCUGAACCCGUCAGAGAUUUGCCUCCUGGGAUGACAAAAAAAAAAAUCACCUGAUCUAAUGAAGCCUCACCUGCACAAUGUUUAACCCUUUCUGUGUCUUCAAAGGUGAGAACCUGUUUGUUUUUUAAUGCCACAAAUUAAGAUUCCUAACUUCUUGAGAGCUUGGAAACCUGGCAACUUGUCUGCAGUUAGUAGGUCUACCCUGCUCUAAGUACUUGGUUUCUACUACUGCCUACAAGUCAGUCUAGGAAGGAAAUUGUUUGCUCUACUUCUGCUACAUAUCACAUUGAUGUAUUUGAUUUGGACUGAUUCAGCUGAAUUGUUGUACUGUGAAGAAGAGUCUCAUUAUUUCCUUUGUUUUUCUGCUAGAAAUGUGUUAACAUGCACCCAAUGGAUUUGCAGUAUGAACAGUAGUUGUUGUGAACUUUUGUCUUUUCUGUAAGUCGGGUCUAGAAUAAUUGUUUGGAUUUACAGAAAUGGCAUGCUUAAUACUCAGUUUGAAGCAUUUUCCAGCCAUGUGAGAUGUUGUUCUUCCUGGGUGCAUCAUUCGUCUACCUAGUUCAGUAAGCUGUCUUUGGCAGUAGUCAAAUCUGACUGCUCUCAGAGGAAGUGACUAUGUUCUUGCUUUGUGAUCUGAAUGAUGAUAAAGUGUUGGCCUGCAGAGAGGCUUUCUGAACUUUAUGAAAUGCAGAUCCUCUUUGCAUUCUUAGUUAAUAGUUCAGAGUUUCAGUUCUUAAGCUGGUGCAUCUCAGCAGUUUCAGCAAAGAGAAUGGACAAUGGUGGAGGGUAGUUUCCUCAUGGACAACCUUUGUGUGCAUGUUUUGCUGAACAUUAGUGCAGAAGAUGCAAAGUUGGUAGCCUGUUCCUUUAAGGACUUUGUACAAAGCUGGCACCAUGCCCAGCCUCUUCUCUUCUUCUUCCCACUUCAAGGCUGUUCCUUUGGGGCUUUUCCUGAAACAAUACCGCAAGCUACCCUGCCACUCUGCUUGCUCUGCUUGCCCUGCAGACAGUCUCUGAAUCAAGAGCCAGCUCUGCUUUGAGGGACAAUGGAGAGUUGCAGCACAGGCAGAAUGAACUAUGCAGCCUGAGUCUGGAUCUGUGCUGAAGGCGUAGAGAACAAGGCUGUCGUCUGGAAACAGCGAUAUGGAAACUGAACCCCGUAGUCCUCAGAGUAUGUGGGAAGGCGACUCCGAAUUCAGCUUCCAGUUUUGGACCCAGCUUUUUCUGUGGAUGCACUUGGUUGGCCGGUUGGUCACUUACGUCCUGCGUAGCUUUGGGGGGCUAAAGCAAUAACUCCUUCCUGUCCCUUAUGACUUGGUUGUUCUUUGGAGGUCCACUGUGACAUCUAAUAUUUUUAGAGCUCUUUGGCAAGCAGUCCUAUGAGGAAGAGACAUCGCCCUGUAUUUUUUCUUCUUUCCUUUUCCUUACCUCCAUUCUUCUCUGUUCUGGAUGGCCUUGCCUAAGAAAGGCUUCUUAACCUUGAGAGAAGGACAAAGUUUUAGAAGCAAGAUUUCUGGUUUCUCUUCCCAUGUUUAUCCACACACUCUGGACUGUGCAGUAAUCUUUUGCUUCAUUCAGAGAAUAUGAGCUUUUGGGGGCUGCUUAGCAAUAGAAUCCAGAAGUUAUGAGGACUGCCAUUCUGCAAAUGAAUGUUCACCCUUGGAAUGUUGUAUUAGUGCUUAGAAAGAGUGAUUUCUAUCUCCAGAACAUGGAACAUCCAAGGGGAUAUGGGCUUGAAUGAGAUCCUACUUUGAGUUUUGGGGGGCCACACCUUGUCAUAUUCCAUCUACAGCAUCAGAGGUUUGCUUUGGUGUGCUCUAGUUUCAUCAAGUUAUCUGAACAUCUUGGUCCCUUCCAACUCUACAAUUCUAUGAUUCUAUCUCAGUCUCCCUCUCUCCUUCAAUUGUUUCUUCUUUCUGUUAAAGAAUCACCUCGUUUUGGAAGAUAAUAGGGCUCCCCUACCUGACAAUUUCCUUAUUUGCCCUACCUUCAGCCCUGAGGGCAAAAGAGAUUCGGAGAAUUUGUGAGCUAUUUUAAGCCUCAUUGCAUAGUCCUUGCUACUGCUGAUCUGGCAGGCCUUCCUCCCUCUGUAUUAAUCAAAUCUGCCUGCUGUUCACCCUCUGAUCAGCUGUGUAAGUGACCAGGCUCCCUGUAUUUCUUUCUAAACAGAGAGAAUAUGGAAUGAACUGUCUUGGAGCUUUUCUGAGCCUUAGCGUGGGGGCUUGGGAAAACCUGAUAUGGAUGGCUGCCCCAGACUUGUUGCUGAACUGACAUGAAUGCUAUAGUCCAGGGAGGUGGGUUUGAUGGAAGUCGAGAGCAGUCGGCUCAAGCCAAGUGCCUGUGUGAAUCAGUUGGAGGGGAAUGUUAAGAGCUCUGCUGAAUCUGGGACUGUGUCUGUUCUCCAGUUGCUGCCUUUACCCCUCUCUUCCUGUGGCGGGACAGGAAAAGCAGUGCCGCUGCCUCGACCUGUUGGCAAAUAGCAAUGACUGAAGAGAGUGCCCUCCUGGAUCCUGAUUGAGCUGCUUGGCUGUGUUUGCUCCGAGAGCAGAGCUGGGGCAGAGGAAAAGAACCGGUGAUAAAAUAAAAGAGAAACAUGAGCCAUGGAGCUGAGGUGAACUCUCAAAACUCCAGCAAGGACAAAGGGUGUAAGAUGUCGGCGCUACAGAAACUGGAGAGUCUGGCAGGGCGGAUCUUUUACUGGGGGCCACGGAGUGAUGCUGGGGCACCGAACGUUGGGGAGGCAGCCUAUGAAUCUGAGCACACGGCAGCCUGGAAUGAGCAGAGUGAGUUGACAAGGGAGCACGGUUUCCAGGGGUGCCAGAAUCGGUGGGUUCCCCCGAGGCUCUGCUCCAGAACUGCUGCUGUUCUGUGCCUCUUGGUGCAUGCGUAUGCUUAUGGUUAAGUGUGUAACUGGAAUCUGUAAUAGGGCUCUGAUAUUUUUCAGAGAAGCCCACAAGUGGCUAUAGCCUUAGCUCUGACAGCCAUUCUGGCUAUGACUGUUGACUACCUCUUUCCUCAAGCUAAGCUAAAGUUUAGGGUGCUCAACUUUAAUGAGGCCACAGCUGCUUGGUGUGUGGCUUUGAUUUUGGCCUUAGAGAAGCCCCAUCGGUUCUCAAAAGCCCACUGCAACUUCUUACUAUUUGUUAUCAUCUUUACAAGCUCUAACUCUGCAAGUGUCUAUUGCACAGAGUAGAGGUGGGGAGCCUGUAACUCUCCCAAAGUCGUUGGGCUUCUGCUUCUAUCAACCCUGGCCCAAAUAGCCAAUAGGAAGGGAUGAUGUGAGUUGUAGCCUAGUAACAUUGGCGGGGCACAAGUUCCCCAUCCCUGACCUAGAGAAAGGAUAGCUGGAGCGUUCCUGGAUGUUCUCCCACAUUUUGGGGGAAGAAUUGCAACUUUUUGGGAAGUUGUUGGCAAAGGUCAUUAUUAAGAAGCAAAUUCUCUUUGCCUGUGUGUGUUUCAAAACUUUCUUCCCAUUUUGACAGUUUUUCCUCCGGCCUCUCCAACUGAUGUUGUCACUUUAGCUGUUUUGGUUAAAAUGUGUGGUCAGAGUUGUUGACAUAGGGAAUUUCAGUCUGAGGUUGACAGAGUUGUGAGUGAAAGUCAUGGGCUGAUGAUUGUUGCUUUUUCCUCUUUGCUGCCACUACCAGUCAGGAUUGUAGCUUUUGUUGUUGACUUGAUGUGAUGUCAUAUUCUAUUUCUGUCACUGGCUGUAUCUUAAUUCAUGGUGUUGUCUACCUCUAGGGUGAUGGGUUGUAAAUAGAUGGUAGGUCUUCUAUUGUUCUGUCUGGACCACACAUUACUCCUUCAUCUAAGGCAAAAGGGAGUGAAUGCAGUCUUUUCUUGGAUCCUCAAGUAUGUUUAAACAAAACUGUCACAAUGUUUUGGCAAUGCUGCUUAGUCUAAAAUAGAAGCUUGUAGAACAUCUGAUGCCAGAUUCUUCUUUGGCCCCUUUAAUCUUUUGGCAUUGACACCUCCUCCAUGCUGCAUCUGAGUGUGUUGCACAUGAAGGAGAGUGUUCAAAACCACCACCAGCACAUUUUGGAACUAUUUAGCAUAUACAAUACACAUGUAGAUUCUGUUCAACAUUUACAUGAAACUGCUGACAGAGGUCAUUUGUAGAUUUUGGCUGUGGAGUCAUCAGUAUGCAGAUGACAGCCACCUGUCUCUCAUUUUCAUUUGUUCCUGUAAGAUAGUUGAAAGGCUGAAUCGCUGUCUGAUAUCUGUGAUGGACUGGAUAGGGUGCAAUGAGGGGAAACAUAAUUCAGACAGAAGAGGUACUGUUGGUAGUUGGACCAUGUGAUAUGAGAUUGGUUUUGCAGCCUGUUAUGAGUGGAAAGUGUGAAAGUGCAGGUGCUUAGUUUGGGGAUGCUCCUUGAUCUGGGUCCUGUUUCUGCAGGUGGUGAGGGGUGCCUUUUCCCGGUAUCACCAGGUGCAACAGCUACCAUCCUCCCUGACACAGGGGAAUCUUGCCACAGUCAUUCAUCCUUCUCUAGUGACCUUCAGAUGACAGUGCUGUAACUGUUUAUGUGGGGCUGCCUUUCAAAAAUGUUUGGAAACCUCAAUUAGUUGCUGCCAGAAUGCAAGGCACUUUGAAUCUGUAAUGAAUGUAUAUGAAUGCUGAUUCUACAUGAUUUUCACUAGCUGCUGAUUAGUUUUCAUGUUCAGUUGCCUUGAACCCUCUUGUGAGGAACCCCAGGCUUUUGCCAGAGUUCGGCCUGCUCCAGAGAGGGUGCUCACCACACAACACCCUGCCUCUUCUUAGCCAGGCAGAUAAUAAAUCAGAACUCCAGCUAACACUGCACAACUCUCUGGGUUCCUGAAGACCAGAAGGUCACUGCAGGGCUGGUCCCUUUGCAUCAGCCAAUCCACCCAAUCUAACACACAGCAAGGCCAUUACCUGUAAUGCGCAUCUGCCAUCAGCUCUGUCUUCUUUUGGUUUUUUAUUUAUUUCAAGAUCAGAGCACUUGGGAAAUGUGAAGUGCUUCCGAUCUCCUCCGAUGUUUCCAAAAUUGACAAGCCAAUUGGAGCAGCUCAUUUCAACAGUAUAAUGUAAGACAGUAGGGGGUCAUUUUGUUGCUGCCAUUGGCAAGGAUUUCUAAUCCUUAGUUUUUUAAUAAUCUACUAUAAAUCCCUUGGGGAUCUGUUAGUAGAGUAUCUUCAGCCCACCCCUGGCCUAGAGCAUAAAAAUACAGGGUAACGUCAUGAAUGAUUGGUGGCUAUUUAGCUUCCUGCAUAGUUUCAUUUGAAUUAACUAAUUAAGCAACUGCAGUAGGAUUAGAUUUCUCUGGAUCUCUCAGUGAUCCCUGUAUUUCAUGUUUAUUAAAUCCUCAUAAAGAAAGCAUGCUAGUUAAAUCAGGGUGGGUUUUGUCUACCCUGCUAAGCACUGAAAAAUUUGUUUCUGUUUUUCAGAGAUGUCCUUUCAAACAAGGUGUUCUCUAGAUUUGUGUCAUCUUCUCCAGAACUGUUGACUGGAUUUGCUUGCCUACCUUGCCCUGUCCAAAUCCAGGUUUAAAUGUGACUGUCUUUGAGCUUAUAUUAGCUUGGCAACCCUAAAUGCCUAAGCAACAAUAAACAAGUAUGUUACUUGUCAACCACCUGGCAUCCACCCACUGGGGAAGAUGCAUAGAGUGCAUCUGUCAGUGAAAUUUUAGGCCUUAAGCAUCUGUGCCCUUAGAGCUAGGUUGGCUGGCCAAUUUCAUUUAAACAAGGAUCGACUAUGAGUUAUUGGUACUCCUGGCUGAAACGUGGCAGACUUCCUAUGUUGAUCACUCCUGCAAGCUUAGUGUUAGCAGGACCAGUGGCUUCUCCAGGUCUCCUAAAGCCCACCAAAGCCUUCCCAUGCCAGUUAUAUAGAACAGAUGUCAAAGGGACUUGUAAUUUGGGCAACACAUGUUGUCUCUAUUCCCAGGGAUUCCCUUCCCUCAGUAACAGUCAGAUGCAUAGUUAAAACCAGUGCAGACUUGGAAAGGUUGGCAGCUAGGUAGAGCUGUUUAUGAGAAAUUCCUGCAAGAUUUGUGAUGUACGCAUUCAGUGAGAUGAAUUAUGUUCCCAAGUGUAAAUAUGUUCAAGUGGUCUGGUCCUUUGCUUCCUAGGUCUUGGUACUGUUGAUUUAAGAAUAUUGAUUUCUCCCACUGUGCUUUAGGCCCUAGGACAACUUGAAAGAUUAGUUCGCCUCUCUUGAAGACAAGGCAUAAAGCAGCAGCAACCCCACUUCUCCAUGUGGCCUGGUUGAUGCAAGGACUGCAUAUUAUUCUCAUGGCAAUUGUGCAUCUAGUGUUGCAGGAGACAUGUGAUUGGUACAUUCAUUGAAUGGUUAUCUCGUAAAAUCACAGUGCAAGAAGGCAUUGCUGCUUUUUCUCUCCCUCUCCCCGCCCCCUUUCCUUUGUACCUUCCCUAUCUUAUGCUAUGGCAAGUUCACAACACUGUGGAAUAGAAUGCCACUUUGAAGCCUAAGUUGGGCUGGCACCCUCGGCUCUGCAAUAGCUGAUGGGCAAGCGCUAAACAAUAGCUGGUGGGAGGUGCUGUUUGACUCACUGCUUGCCUGCUAAUUUUGGUUCUUGGCCUGAAUCGGCUGCAGUUUCCUAUUGAGCGCAGCCGUGUUAGGGACAUGACUGGCUAUUCAAUCUAUUCCCAGGGAAAUUGAUUAGGGUCACUGUGUUCUGGGCCUCUGGCAAAGCUACUUUGUCCUUCAUCUUCUAGACCACUGGGGCAUUGUGGUUGAAGGGUAGAAAACCAGUGUCUCUCUCCUGUAGGUGGGCCUCUUACAGAACAUGACAGACUGGUAUUAAAGCAACCUGUAGCUGAGAUAAAGGCUUCAGAAUUAAAGAGAAGAUGAGUGCUCAACCUUUUUUCUCUGGGUGCUGUGUUAAAUUAUUCUGACUGCACCUGUACACUCAUAAUUAUUACAUAAUUCUGUUUUGAAGGCACUGAAGAAUUCAGCAGAAAUUGUGCUCGCUCCUUUCUGCUUUGAUACUUUGUGUUCUUGCAAUAUGUCUCAAGGUACCUCCUCCAGUAUCUAAAAUGUCUUCAUUCUGCACAUAUAACUUAGUGGAAGAUGUUCCCAAUGAGCUUCUUGCCUUAAUUUUGUAAUUUUGAUGCUUUGCUUUAGGGUCUUAUAAGCACAGCAAUAGAGGGGCAGUCUGUUGCCAUCCACUUUUGUCACCUACUUCCCAAAGCAACUUCCCUGGACUGCAUUUGCUACUGUCAGUAAUUUUUGCCUGCCUAGUUGAGGACUUGAGCACUUAACAUUGCCUGUCUUUGAACCUCAUCUUUCAGGUAGUAUUGCAAAAGGGCAAAUUACAAACUCUUUGAUCAUCGUACCACCUACCAACAAAACUUUUGUCUUUUUUGAAUUGGGCUACAUUUUAUUGGUCCGUCGGGCAGCUGCUCACAACAUCUACUACUUCACUGGAAUAGAUUUAAAAGGAGAAAAAUAACUAGGUGUUUUCAGCAUUUUGAUGGCACCUGACUCCAAAUUCCUGGAUGAUUUUCCUCAGCUAUGCCAUUUAGAUGUUAAACAGCACGAGAAACAAGAAGGAUCCUCCAACAUCUUCUGGAAUCAGCCAGUCAAGUGGAAAAAGAACUAGAAGAGAGUGGUAUCUCUUAUCACAUGUCCGAUAACAGAUCUAGAAGUAUACCAAGAGAGAUGGUAUGAAGAGCCAGUGAGAUGUCCAGGAGUAUCAGUGGUUCUUGUUUUUAACCUGUAAGCCACCUUGAGUCCUGUCAGGAAAAAGGGUGGGAUAUAAUUAAGUAUAUUACUAUAAAAAUAUAUCAUCAAAGCUACCCCACACCUCCCUCCUCUCUCACACACAAAUUCUUUAUGGUGACCAAAGCAGCAUUGGUAGCAAAACUUGGCCAGAAGAAAGAUUGAUUAGCUAGAUUUGAGAAGCCACCACCCUCUCAAACCCCUUGCCUCUCCUCCUCAGUCCACACAUCUCACCAGCCCUGCUUCACGCCUUCCUCAAGUGCUUUUGCUGGCUGGAAUGCAUCCUUGAACUGUGAUGAUCCCACUUCCUCGUUGGGAUGGAGCGAUGUGUACUUUUGCAUGGUCAGCUUCUGCAUGAUGUGGCUUCUGCAUGGUCAGAAUGCAUCCUACUAUACAAAGGUAGUAAGGGCUGCAUCUGUCGCUCCACCUACUUAUUGCUUCUGGUCCUGCUUCCUCUCUGGAAUACAGAUCUUGGAAAGCUGCUCAGGAGGGAACAAGACCCAGGUUCAAGUCACUGCUCAACCAUGAAGCUCAUUGGGUUGUCCUGAGACAGUAGCUCUUCCUGCUUAACUUACCUUACAGGGUACUUAGGAGGAUAAAAGCUGAGGGAGCAGGGAGAACCAUAUAUGCUACUCCCUGGCCUUCCUUGAAAAAUGGAGUAUAAUUUAAAAGCAACUGUAUGGCAGGAAUCUUUCAGCCAUAAAGGAAGGAAUAUUAUAGCGGGACUGGGUGGGAGGUAGGAAUGGAAUGGUCACUUAUAACACUGCACCUAUCCAGUGGCAGGUGCUGGUAGCAUUUGCUCAGCCCCAUUGCACACAGUAGUAAUAGCACCAAAGACUCCUACGCACAGGAAGAAUUGCUUUUCCCAGGCAUAAAUAGUAAGUGCCAUCACUGGCAAAGUGCAGUAACUCUUGGAACAGAAGCGCAGCUUCUGAGAAAGGCAUCUCAACUGCACAUGACAUGAGUUGCAACUGCAUACUCGUUGCAUAAAAAAAAAAAUUGAAGGGCCCUAACAAGAGACUUGUGCUCUAUGGGCUCUAUUUUUUUUUUUUUUAAAUUAGCUGCAUACAAGCAGAUGAUCAUAGCCAGUGCUAAAGCAGUGAAUGUACUUUGUGGAGACUCUGCCCCCUGCCACUGCCCACAAGCACAGAAUGGGAUCUGUGUGCAUAGAACGCCAACUGGUGACUAUUCUGGAAGUGAGCCAGGGACUGGCAGCUUGAAUGCCAGUGUUGAAUGGUGUCAUUGUUUCUUAUUGAUACACCUGCCCAAGAGCCAUAGAUUUUGGAAAUGCAAGAGAAUGAAAUUCGCGAGGAAAAAACAGUGUCCAAUCUUAAGUGAGAAAGGGAGCAGUAUUAUGAUAGAAAGGGUUUGGUGGCUGCUGAGAGGAGAGAAUCAAGACAGCGAGAGCCACAGCAAAACUCCAGAUUCCUCCACUGAGCAUGUAAGCUUUCACGUUGGCUGCUCCCAGGACUGGACUGCACUAGCAAAAAAAUUCCAUAUCAAGUAGAAGUACAAAAGCACUUUUGCCAUAUUUUAAAUGGAAUACAUAAACAGGGUUCCUACUUGUUCUCAACAAACUUCUCCUUCAGAAAGUUGAGGAAACAAUGAGGGACAUGCUAUUUUUAGAUCAGAAUCUGACUAAUAGGAAGGAAAUGUUUGAGUCUGUGAAAACAGUUGGCUAUGUAAAAGAAAGUAACUAUGAACUGCUGAAGUCCAUGAUCCUGAAAUAGGAAGAGGAAGGGCAGCAGAAUAGCAAUGAAUGUUUAACAGCUGAAAGCUUCAAAAAGAGCAUUAGCUUUUUGAAAAGUGUUGGCUGGAAAAAUGUUUUGAAAGGAGAAUCUAUGAUAGCAAUCAAAGCCUGAUGUUCUUUCCUAAUAUGAUCAGGGCAGGAAAUGGGACCUCCAAAACAAAGUUGAAAGGAAGUCAACCUACCUUAAUAUCUGCCUCUGACUGAUGGUGCAAAUGGGGACAUCUUGCAUUGCUUCUACUGUCUGACCCUUAGAGAAAGGGAGUUCUGUUAUGAGAUAUGCAGCUGCCUGGAACACCUGUGUUCUCCAUGAUUGCAAGUCAUCAUUUGGUGUGGCAUUCUUGGGGUCUUCUGGGAAUCUCUUUUGUGCCACCCCUAGGCAUUUUGCUGCCUCAAGUAGAGCCCGAAUUAUGUCUACUAGGGUCAGCAUUUUAAAAUGCCUUUGCCACCUAUUCAGGCACAGAUUCUUGCCUUCAUCCAUCUCUUCAUCACUGCCCCUUUGGUGCCACAUACAGCAGAACUCUACCUUGUUACAUGGUAGGCAUGGUCAUGAUUCCCCCCCCCCCUUUUUUUGGGAGAUCAUAAAAUCUAAAAAAGAUGGCAUGUAGGGCUCAAACAAUUUCAGACCAAAUAGAUUUAAAAAAUAUGUAACUGUGCCUGCAGCACUAAAGGAAACCAUUACUCACCUUGGAACCUGUUGGUAAUUGGCCUUCUAGGGUAGUCUGAUCCAUCAAGAAGUAUACCAUGCUGUUUUGCCUCCAACUAUAGUCCUUUGCACUACUUUACAGGUGAAACAUUUCCAUGUGCGUCUGAAGGUUGGAAGGAUGUUUGCCAUGUCCGAAAGUGGGGUAGAAAUAUAUUUAAAAAAUAAAAAAAUUGUCCAGUAGCACCUUAGAGACCAACUAAGUUUGUUCUUGGUAUGAGCUUUCAUGUGCAUGCAGACUUCUUCAGAUACCUUGUGAGGUUGAUGGAUUUGCAUUUCAUGCGGCUUAAUGUGGUGCCUUCCAUGGUUCUAGAUUCAGGUAAGUGUUGGUCUGAUGCAGUAGAAAUAUAUAAAUUUAAAAUUGUCCAGUUGGGUAGUCACCUUCCCAUUGAACAGACUUCAGUAAGAAGUGCUCCUGAAAUGAAGAAAACCAAGGACUGACGCCAUCAGUUGUUUGACGGUAUCUCCCUCCCUUCCAGUAUUCUCGGAGCCUGCUGACCAUCAUUCCUUCAGACACAUUCAGAACCUGGCACUUUCAGACAGAGCCUCCCAUAUGCUGCCAGAAACCAUUGGAUGCUCUUCACAGGGGCUAUUACAAAAUUCUGAGGCAGACUCAGCCAGCUGAUGCCCGAAAAGCAAAAGCUGGGGGGGGGGGGUUUGCUUUUGAUCCAUUCUUGCUUAUGAGACGCUCUGAGAAGGUUGGGCUGAUCUUUGAGCAUCCUCUGUAUGGAGGUUAUCUUUAGCUCAGCUACCGAGCAGUCAUUCCUUCUGAAAUCACUGUACUGCUUUUCUCUUGAGAAAUUAGUCCAGCUCUGACUUGAGGGAGCAAUGUGAAGCCUUGGGCCUUCUGGCAUUUCAUUGUACUUGUGCUGGAUAGGACUCCUUUUAUCCCCUCAAAUAUAUACAUGUGUGUGUCUAUGUUGUCGAUUUCAUUCUACUUCGUAUUUCCAUGUGAGUCCUGCUACUUAUCUCUAGCUACUUCUGUUGGGCCACCACCUCGAGAGAGUCCUGUGCUGGAUAGCUGCAUAUGCUUAAUCUUCUAGUAAAUUGGCAAUUGCGGUGUAGCUGUCAUGCCUUAUUAUCUCACUGGUCAUCACCUGCAGGCCAUGUAAACAAGCCACUCUCCUCUCAUCCCUUGGUAUUUUCUUUUGGAUUAGGAACUGCUCUUGUAUAGGUUACUUUAAGCCUGUGUUAACCUGUUUCUGUUAAUGAAAAGAGACACAGGGCUAUCUGUUCUUGGCAAGCAUGUGCUUGAACUUGCUUUCUGUUCUGGUGUUUGUUUGUUUUUAGGAUCUGCUCUGGGGUGGCUGGGUUAAGAGGCGAUUCCUUUUCAAUCUUUGGGGCUUCCUCUCUUUUUCAGCAGCCGCAUGGCACUUCACUCACACACAUCAAAGUAAAAACCUAACGUAAUGAGGGUGAGUGAAGCAGGAGCUCAAGGUGGAACUGAGAUCACUAAUGGCAGAAUGAAAAUCUUACGGCUGGGCUGAUAAAAUGUUUUCAUUCCGAGGGAACAAAAGAAAGGGUUUCUCUCGGCACCAGCUGGAGACCUGGGCUUUUACUUUCUCUGCUUCCUUGCCCCUCUUGAGGAAUAGAAAAGAGAUGUCUAGGCACCACUUGAAAACAAGCAAAAACACAAGUUGCCUAAUAAUGCAGGCUGGUCUUGGCUUGGGUCAGUUUGCAGGGCAUGGGGGGAGGAUCUACGGCAGCCUUUUGUGAUAGGCUUGUGAAUGAGCUGCCUUUGGUGACUGGCAGUAUCUUUCUCGCCACCUCCUCCUCUCUUUCUCUUUGCAUUGCCAUCAUGUGAUCCCCUGCCCCCCUUCUCCCCCCCCCCCAGCAUUGUUUCGUAACCAGCUGUCCCACUUACAGAACAGUUGUUUCUGGACUUCGGGGAAGUGUUACACUGGGGGGGAAAUGGUUUGCACAGCAUCUGCGAUGACUCUCUCGACCUCAUCUCUAGGCAGAGGCCACGUUGGCAUGGUCUAGUUCAAGCCUCGCUGCUCCACUUGGAAUCUCAGGAGCUCCGUGUAUUGUGGAUCUUCAAGGCGGAGCCUGCUGUGUCUGAAUAAGCAGCAGGUGUUCCAGAGGAGCCUUUCCAGGUGCUAUGGUAGAUCACUCCUGCUGGCUAUAACGGUGGCCUACACUGAUGCAGUCGAAGGAAAGGGAGAGAAGGCGAAACAGGCGUGCCCUGGAGCUGCGCUCAGCCCUUUGCUGGCUGGGGACUCUCUUUCGCUUCCAGGAGAAGUUGAGCUCCAGGCGGGGGCCGUGUUUGCUUUUGCCACCGGGGGCAAAGUCCCCCAUGAGCCGUCGGGUCAGCCCUUCCCCGCCACCCGUUUUGACCUUUUAACUGUAUGGUUGCAGCUGCGGAAACAGCCGGGUCACCAGGUGGACCCUUGGGGUUGAGGGCCACCGAAUGGAUGGUAAGGAACCACGGGGUCCUGGGUGGCUGAACGGACUGCUGUCUGCUUUCUCCCUCGCUCCCUGUGUUUAUUAGACAGCUGCUUCUUUCAAGGAAUGUAUGGUGAGAAAAGGGCUCUAAAGACAAAGACACACAUGGAUCUAUCUGUGACGCUGAAUGUGGCACAGUAAAUUUUUGAGCAGAUGGGUUUGUACUCACAUGCAGCCCCUACAACAAAUCAGCUCUGACUGUCAUAGACAUAUGUAGAAACUAUUUAAAUGGUUAGCCUUGGGGGAGUUAUUCCUGAUGAAUUAUGUUUCCACUAACUCCAGAAUUUAUCCCCUUUUAUUUCCAGUUAAAGAACCUUGAGCAUUGAACAAAAGAUGCUCAGAGCUGCUGUUUUCUCUCUAAGGGUACCAUUUUUGCUUUAUGAAUUUGCAGCACGUCGUAGUUUGAGCUGAGCUUUCUUGCUGCUAUUACCAUCCUAAUUGCUGUUUUAAAUGCUUAUAUGAAGGAAGAAUCUGCCAGUUUAUUCUAAGUAGUAGAUUCAAAGCCUCAAAAAUCAAAGGUGUUGGCAUCAUAAAGAGUAAGGAGGGUCAAUUAGGAGAAAUCUAAGGAUCAACAUGCUCAAGAAUGUCUCCUUGCUGACAAGCCAUCUAAAGCACAUUCUGAUAACUUUCACCCAGUCCAUUGGGCAUGAUUGUAUUUAAAUAAAAUGUCUAGCCCUCAAGGUUGUGAUGAAGUAUCAGAAAUAGCUAUUUAGAUUAUGCUAAACACUAAGGAUAUGGAUGAGUCUUCUGCUGUCAUGAAGCAGAUUUUCUUGUUUCCUGGAAUUCUAACAUUUUAUCAGUAUUCCAAACUCAUGGGAAUGGCAAGGGUGAAGAAGGCUCAUCAUUUGUGGGGUAGGAGGAAAAGGUUAAACUUCCCUCUAUCUUUUUUUUUAACUGACUGGCUUCCUAAUGGUGCAUUUAAGUGUUACAUCUAAUUUGGCUUUCAGUGACAAAUGGCAGGUGAAAACAUUUUCCCCUGGAAACCUAUGCCUGCUCACUUUGACCACUGGUCUUCUCUAGAGGCCUUUCUUUCUCCCCCUAUUAAUAUCUGUUGUUACACCUUCUGACCUGGUCACUACAGUCUCAGUUAUAGGGUGAGGGGCAGCCUAUUGGUGAAUAAACUGCACCAUGCUUUUUCUCAGAAACACUGUCCUGUCACUUAUUAGGACCAUGUUCACAGAUGUCAUGGCUGAGCUGAGAUGUCAUGAGACUUCCGGUUUCAGCCCCCAAUAAAAAAUAGAGUCAUUGUGAUGUAGUGUUACUGUAUUGAACUUUGACUGGGCAGACCCUGGGUUCUAAUCCCCACUCAGCUAUGAAACCCACUGGGUGCCCUUGGAUCAGUGACUCUUGGCCUAAUCUGCUCACAACUUAUGUUAGUAUAAUUGGAGGAAGGGGGAUAAUAGAAUUGCGUAUGGUGCCCUGAGCUCCUUGGAAGAAGAGCGAGAUAUAAAUGUAAUAAGAAAUAAAAAAAUAAAUAUUUCAUAUCCUCAGGAGUAUCACAACCAAAAUGAAAUUUGCAUAAAUCUGUCCCAUGGUUGAUUCCAAUUGCAGGCAUUGGUUUACUGGUCAUAGGAUAUUUCUUAGAAGGGUUGAGGGGGUGAGGUUAUAGAACCAGAUUACCUGUACUUGGCCUAGAAAUUAAGGGCACAUGCACACCAUACAUCCCAACACAUAUUUAAAGCGCAUGACUUUCCCGAAAGAAUCCUGGGAACUCUGUUUCUCCCCCCCCCCCCCCAGUACCUUCAACUACAUAUUCCAGGAUUCCUCGGAGGAAGUUAUGUGCUUUAACUGUGUGUUGGUUGUUCUUCAAGGGUAUGGCAUGGAUCUGCCCUAAAUCUGCUAGUCUGUAUCCCAUCCUUUUUCUGACUUGUUUUCUAUACUAGAGAGAUUACAAUGGCGUCUGUUCCUGUAUAGCCACUGAAAAAGACAGGAGAAUGCAAGGCAGUGUAUUGAUAACAUCUGGCUGGUCUGUGCUUGCCUAUGGCCAAGGCUCUUAGGAUGUUUAAGAUCCCUCUGAGAUAACAUACAAGUUACGCACCAAAGCCAACACUUGCCCCUCAAGAGACUUGUUAGCCAAAUGAUGAUGCUUUUUCAUUGUUGUUUUGGAAACCUUGUGAGGAGGGAGGCCCCUUGUGUUGGAGAAUAUAUUGGUUUCCGUCUCCAGUUGCUAGCAGUGCAGGAGCGAGAUUAAAUUCUAAUUUCAUAUCUAAAUUAAUGCUGAAAAGACCCAGAGUGAUAAAGUGGUGAAACAAAACCAGUAAAACAUUAAAUGAGGAACAUUGAGGUGGCAAUGUUCAGAUGCAGCAGAUCAGUACAAAUAAGAAUCCCACGCAGACUGCUUCCCAACAGUCCUGCAAAAAUAUGUUUUCCUUGCAUUUCUAAAAUGUAACCGUGAAAAUCAUUGCCACACUUCUUCUGGGAACUCAUUCCAAACCUGCUGGAAAGGUCCUACCCCUUCCAAUUGAAGUUUAACUUCUGGAAGAUGGGGAUUUUUAUCUGGGCCCAACCAGAAGUUCCUAAUGGGAGGCUAGUGUAUGAGUGUCAGGAACACAGGAAGCUACCUUCCACCAAAGCAGACAAUUGGUCAAUCUAAUUUAGGGAUGGAGUCCCUCUGGCCCUCCAGAUGUUGGACUCCAUCUUCCAUCAGUCCCAGCUGGCAUGACCAAUGACCAGGGAUGAUGAGAGUUGUAGCCCAACAACAUGGAUGGCCACAGGUUCCCAUCUCUAGUCUAUACUGACUGGGAGCACCUUUCCAGGAUUUCAGACAGGUCUUUCUCAACCUACUUGGAGAUACUAGAGAUUGAGCCUGGAGCCUUCUGCAUGUAAAGCAGGGGUGGGGAACCUGGGGCCCUCCAGCUGUUCUUGGACUUUUGACUCGCAUCAGCCCCAGCCAGCAUGGCCAAUGGUAAGGGACAAUGGGAGCUGGAGGUGAGCAAUAUCUGGAGGCCCAGAGGUUUCUCAGUCGCAUGUGCCCUCUUGCUAUACAGGUGUCCCGUCCCCCCCUUAGGCAGGGAUUAUGUUUCAGGGCCCACAGACAUAAGCAAAAAUCGUGUAAGUGGGGAGCACCCUCUAAAAAGCCUCUGAACGCCUGCUUUCCCCUGCUCUCCAGCUCUCUCUACAAUGCAGACUGAAAUAUCAGCUCUGGGGCUGGUUGGAGGCUGGAGGACACGCAGGCAAGUAGUGGUGGUGGUGGCGGCUGCAGUACCCCGCCCAUCAGCUGUUAGGGAGGGAGGCUGUGUGCUCGGGUCUCUUUGGGGCUUCCUCCGCCGUCACUGAUGUCUUUUUCAGGCUCUGGGGAGGGUCUCCUCACAAGCAACAAGGACUGUUCAGCUCUCUCCCACUAUUCCCUGCUUUGAAUUUUUUUAUUUAUUUCCUGGCACUGCAUGUAUAUGCAUUUGUGCACACGUUUAUUGCCUGUAGUCUUUCCCCCUUGUAUGGCCAGAAUGCCUAGUAACCUACAGUUACUUCAGCUUCCCUUCUGAUAGGGAGUGCAGUUCAUCUCCUUGAGCAGCCUGGACCUUGUUUUUACUCCAUGCAGAAGAUACCAUCUGCCUGGGAAUGCAAAUGGUGCCAUACCAACAAUUAUUUGAAGCAUGUGUGGUUCCACAAAAUGCGUUCCGUAAAUAACACUGGGGCUUUUAUUCCCUAGUGCAGAUUUUCUUUUGUAUUCCCUUCCAUUUGUUUAUUCUUAAGGCGUUUAUAUGCAGCUUAAUCAUAAGCAUUUCCACCAAGUAUUUUGUGAGAGGACUGCGACCUAAGCUGCAGAGCAGCUAAAAUAGCAUUUGGAGGUGGCCUUCUCCAUAGGAAGCACAAAAUAAGUUUUUUUUUUAAAAAAAAUACAGCACGUCCAUCAUACGAUGCUCUAAUUUGCCAUGCUCAUGAAAAUCAUAUGCAAAUUGUAUUUCAUGUGGAUUAGCACUGAACUUUCAGCUCCUGCAGCUUUUCUCGAGGUGCCCCUCUGUCGAAGAAGGUGCUCCACCUUGGCUGUUGCUUUGCUGAUCUCCAAAGUGCAGAGAGAAAAGAGGUGAAUUUGUGUGUCUGGUGAGAGCAGCUUCUGCGUGGUGAAUAAGCCUGAUGGGAAAACUCUUUGAGGACGAAAGCGUGCAUGGUGGAGAUCGGCGCUGUUAAAGAGAGUGCCUGCCUAUGUUGCUUGAGUGCCCUGUGCUCAGUUUAGCUGCCAGCAAUGCAGCCUAGUAGUUGUGUUUUGGAUACAGUGGGAGAAGAAGGAGUAAUCUUUGAAAGAUUACUAGGGCUGCAUCUCUAUUAGUCCCCUAUGCUCUGGUGUUUAUCUUGGCACAGGUCAGUCUGUGAGGCUCUUGUGCAAUUGGACAUGGUCGAUUAGUUCCAUAAGCUGGAUUCAUGGAGUCUGACCAAGCCAAUGUGAAUAGAAAAUGCCUUCAUCGGGUUCACUGUUUAAGGGGUGCUCUCAGCUCAAAUGGUGUAAUGGAGAGUUAUUUCUGUGGCAAGAGAUGCUUUUAACACCUGGGGCUUUGUCGUAAUGAGGCAAAUGGUGUGUUUCUGCUCUUUCCCCCUUGUUGCUUCUAUUCAGCCAACCAAUUUCUUGUUCGGUUGUCAUCUGCAAUUCUGGCUGCAGCAGUGGUUGAAGAUGUGUGGGGAGGGGAGUAUAAUUAGGAAGGGAAAUGGCUGGAGAAUCCAACCCCCUUGGGCCAACCCAGUCUUGUAUACAGUAUACUGUCUCUCACAGCAGUUAGCGUAAGAAACCUAUUACAAGAAAGGUAGAAGAGCCCUCUAGUGGUCAUAGAAAGGAUGUUUUCACACAUAUAUUGCGUAUCUUAAUCUACAACAGAAAUUUUCUGAAGCCCUAAAGCUGGGCUGGGGAGCCUGUGUCCCCCAGAAGUUGCUGGACUAUAACUCCCAUAAUCCCAGACCAUUAACCAUAUUGGCUGAGGCUUAUGAAUGGCCCACUUUAACUGAUUCUGCAGCCCCUCCGUAUGCACUCCAGAUCUCAUGAAGGGAACCCUCUUAAAGGAAGCAAGGGGCACCCAAAAAUAAAGUAAUGAUUUCUGCAUACUCAGAGGACUCUCUGGGAGACAUGCAGAAGUAUGUAAGUUUGUGAGCUGAAAGAGAGAACAACUUUUUGAAAAGAGAAAAAAAGCAUUGUGGGCAUUUUAAGACCUUUGGAAUGUCAGUGACAUACAGAAAAAUAGACUAUUUACUGGUGCAGUUCAUCUCUGUCUGAAGAGGGAAAUUCUAGGUUCAUGUUGCACCCCAAAAGUAAGAGGUGCUGUCUUUUUGCUGCUAGCCUCUUCUGGGAGGGGGUUGGGAGCCAGGAUGGGGUCCAUGCUGCUGUUGCUGUCCAUUUAUAGCAAUGUUAAAAUCCUGGGUUUCCUUCAUUGUUUUAUGUGAGCAGCUCUUAGUUCUGCCCUGGAGGAUGGAAAAAGUGGGUCAGAUUGGAAGUUGGGCAUGCUGUGUUAGUCUAACAAUUAUGUCUAUGGCUGCAGGCUGUUGAGCCAUAGAAUGAUGGUGUCAGUUAAAAGUGGCAAACAGAGGGGGAGGUUGGGGGAUGCAUGCCAUGAGGCUAAAAUAUUUUCACCCUAUAUAUUCCUCUAUUUUGGUAAUUAAAAAAAAAAAAAGGUGCUCGUACUCAUGUCUUGAUAAAAGUGCUGUGGGUACCAGCACCAAAUGGCUGCCUUGGCAGCAAAAGGUGCCUGCACUCCAUAUUGGUGAGUGCUGUCCUCCCAGAAGCAAUAUAUACACACAUGCAUACAUAGAUCUCAAUAAAACGCUUGGAUUCAGGACUGGCAACCAGCCCUGAACCCUGGGCAAGUUAGCAUUUUAUAGCAGGCUCAGGGAAUGUUUAUAACAUGUGGGAAAGCAAAAAUAUGUGAAUCUUGAAUAGUAUUGCUGGCCUCCUGUUUCAGGCUAUGUGGAACCCUGAACAUUUAGAAUUAUUUUUUCUGGAUGCCCAAGUAGCUGAAUUAAAUCCAAAGGCGUGCCAGAUACAUUAAAAUUGAGAAAAGGUGAAGCCCAUUCCUUUGUUUUUCAGAUCUAGCAAAAAGAUUGUAAAAUGCUGACCUACAGCUCCCAUCAUUCUUGACUGUUCCUGACCAUUCUGGCUCAGGCUGAUGGGAAUUGGAGCCUAGUGACACCUGGAGGGCCACAAAACUUAGCAGAAUGCUGCUGCCUUUUGCAAACCUGCUUCAAAGCAUUCUGGUCAGUGAGAGUGCUUCAGAAAGGAAAGCUGAAUCUGCUCUUCCCCAGCCUUCUCAACUCAGGCUUUGGGUACCAUGGCCACAGAAUACAGCUCUUCGUGUUGGGUCUGUAAUAGAGGGGGAGGGAACAGCUGUCUUUGGAAAGGGCCAUAGCUCAGUGGCAGAGCAUAUACUUCUGUGUGCAUUGAAGGUCCCAAAUUCAAUUGCUUGUACCGCUAGCAAGGUUGAAAAAGUGUCUCACCUGCCACCCUGUGGAGUUGCUGGCAGUCAAGUGUUGCAGGCAGUGCUGAGCAAGAUGGGCCAGCGGGCUGAUUUUGGCACAAGACAGCUUCUACUACUUAGAAAACAUUUAUUAGAUGUGCGUUCCAGCACAGAAGGCCUCCGCUGCACGGAGUUCAAAUAAUGGUUUAAAGCAAAUCUAUCAAAUAAGCCGCUAGACGAAAUUUCAUGAAAUGAUAGGGGCCAUUAGUGUGGGAGAUGAAGAAAAUGUGGGUAGAGCUUGUUGGGUUAAAAAUAGGGCUAGCUGAACAUGCCCAUGCCUGCCUUGUACUGUAGGGGAGUGCUCAGACUCCCAAUAACUUUUUGUUUCUUAAAAAAAGAAAUCUACAAAAUGGUGUGAGCAUUUCUUCAAAGGCACUCUUCAAGCUGGAUGAUUCAGAAGCACUGCAGAAUGGCAGGUGAGCUUCAGAGUGAGUGAGCGCCUCAUGUUCCACAUUGGGACACACAAACUCCUGCACAGACACUGAUGGGAUCUAAAUGAGCUGUCACUACUGCCAGCGAGGUCUUGGGGUCAUGGUAGAAAGCGCAGUGACGUCAUCUCAGUGUGCUGGCACAGUGGAGGAAAAGCAAAUCUGAUACUGGGAAUUACUAUAAAAAGGGGCUGAAAAUGAAAUGGCAAGUACGCCAGGAUGAGACUCUGGUAUGGCUGUGCUUGGAAUGCCAAUGGAGUUCUAGUGGCCUGGUUUUGAAAAAGAGAUCACAGAAGGGGAGGAAAGUAAAGAAAUGGGUGGCUAAAGAUAUUCAGGUGGAUGGGACUUCCUUCGAAGAGAAGUUUAGGCCGCACACUUAUUUAGUUCACAAACUCAGGAAUGGUGUGAAAGAGACCAAAAUAUUGGAGUUUGAAGUUCUCUAAUACUUUGACAGCAAGUUCAGGACAAAUUAAAGCAAGCACUGUUUUCAACUUAUGGAAUUCAUCCCACAGUUUGGAAGGCCACUAACACUGUCAUUGUCACUGUCAACUGGAAUAGGUUUAGCUCCCAUAGAUGGGUCUAUCAAUGGCUGUAGGUCAUGGUUUGCAGAUGCACUAUAUCUUUCCUUACCAGAGGCAGCGAACAGACAGAGGAUGAUUAUUGAAAUCAUGUCCUAGUUAUCAAUUUUCCAGGGGUAUGUGGUUGGUCCUGGUUAGAGAGCAUAUACUAUACUUGAUGAACCUAGAAUUCUGAUCCUGCAAGAUUAUUGUUGCCAACAUCCAACAAGAGGAAAUUACUUGCACUUUCACACUUGUAUUACGUGUUUCCAAGGAACUCAAGGUAACGUAUGUGGGAUUAUCAGUUUUUUCCUCCCAGCAGCCUUGUGAAUUAAGUUAUGUUGCUUGUGUGAUUUCCCCCGCCCCGCCCCACCCCGCAAAAAGACCCCUCCAAAACCAUUGAGCUUCAUGGUUCAAAUUCAGUUAUCUAGCCACUACACCACAAUGACUCUUACAGUGCCAUUUGAAAGCUGGGAGAACAGGAGAUUAGCACAUCACAAUUAUAGCCUUGAGCAGGGGUCAGCAGGGGGCUGGUCCACUGUCCCUCAGACCUUGUGGGGGGCUGGACUAUAUUUUUGGGGGGGGGAAAUGAAUGAAUUCCUAUGCCCCACAAAUAACCCAGAGAUGCAUUUUAAAUAAAAGGACACAUUCUACUCAUGUAAAAACACGCUGAUUCCUGGACCGUCCAUGGGCCGGAUUGAGAAGGCGAUUGGGCCGGAUCCGGCCUCCGGGCCUUAGUUUGCCUACGCAUGGCCCUUGAGGCCCUUGAGGAAUGAUGCAAGUUCACUGGGCAAGGAAUUGUACAGCAGUCAGUAAUGAUGAGACAUGUGGUCCAACACCAUCUGGUAACCCAAGAAUGAGAGAGGUUGUCUUAAGGAAAUUUUUUCCUGUUCCUGGUGGCCUAUCUAAAAUUUUAGCCAAAGUGGUUUUUUAAACCACAGUUUCUCUUAUUUGAAAUAUACAUAUUGAUGAGACAGUAUUGCAUCUUUCUCUGAUUUGGCAUGUAAAUGCACAUGUUUGGAUUGCAAUGCAAUGUCUUGAGUUUUGUGUGCCAUAACUUGGAAGCCCAUAUUGCUAGGGGAUAUCAGCUUCAUUAUGGAGCCAGGCGAAUGUUCAGGGCUCACUUUCAGGCAAAAUAAACUCCCAGCCCCUAAACCACACUCUGAACCUAACACUAAACCAAGGUUUAUUAAACUAUGGUGUAUGAAACCACGGCUUAGUGUUUUGUGCAAAGCCUGCCUAGUGGCUUGACUAUGGUUUGUUUACUGCUAACAAACCAUGAUCUGAAGCUGUGGUUCGUUGCUGGUUUAUGACCCUUAGUUUGUUGUAAUUAAGUUUUGCAACUCUCACCAAGCCAAACACCCUUCCUUAACCAUGGUUUGUUUGGCCUCCCCACCCCAGAUGCUCACUGAACUACAAAGGCAUGAGUUGAGAGCAGCUGAAAAUUGAACCAAACUUUGGAGAAAAACAAGCCAUGGUUUGCUUGCUCAUCUGUGAGACAACUCAUGGCUUGUUUUAACAAACCGUGGUUUAGUGUUCUGUGUGAACCAGGCCUCUGUCUGGAGAACAGAGCAGCCAUCAAGAAGGCAGAAUUGUUCCCUCCCUUUGCCUAGACCUCAAGACAGGGUUGAUGGUUUAGAGUGCAGUUGGAGGCUCUUGGGCAUGAUGCAGGAGCGACUGACGGCCUGAGGUUAGAUGAGAUCAUAGUGCUCAGCCUGGCCUUAAGGCCUGUGGUGCUCUGUCGCUGUCGGGGGUCCCUCAUGGCUUAUGGAAGAGGUCAGUGUUCUGGAGAUGGGGAGGGGUGAUUGCUGCCCCUUUUUGGAGGGGGGCCCAUGGAGCUAAAAUAUAAUGCUGAGAUGGCCCUAGGAAGGGGGGAAGAGCUGCCAGAAUUUUCUUGCGUGGCAAAAGAAAUCUCCUUGAGGAAUGGGGAGGGGGCUGGGAUCUGUGCAGGAAGGUGUAAGCUGGUGGCGCUCUGUAAGUAAUGUGGAUAAAGCAGGAGACAAAGGGAAAGUAGGUCAGACAGGCUGAGCUGCAGCUCCACGUCUGUUUGUGUGCGUGUCUCGGGGAAAUCCAGCCGCUCUGCUGCAGCAUGAAGGAAUUGGGUGGGAGGAUUGCUGUGAAGGUUUGGAGUGGGAGGAUGCUAUGAAAGCAUCCCCAGACUGCGCCUGGCCAUGUUCCCUUUGUGUCAGGUACCUCUCCUGUAGGAAAUAAGAGGCUGGUGCAAAGCAACCUUAUUUCAGGGGCUCCUCCAUUUUACGGUCUUCUGAUCUCAUGCCAGGAGAAGCUGCAUCUCCAUGAUGGGAGGGGGGAACUGAAAAUGAGCUUUUUCUGGUGAAUGCAGGGGCAGACUUCACAUUCUGAACUGGGAGCCAGGAUCCCUGGAAUCUGUAGUCAGGCUCCAUUUCUUUAGAUGGUAGCGAACUGUUCAGCAAAUUUACCCUGGCUGAGGAGUGCUUGCUCGGCCUUUUCUGCUUCUCUUUGCUUUAUGCAGAUACAGUCGUACCUUGGAUCCCAAAUGCCUUGAAACUCGAAUCUUUUGGCUCCCGAACCCUGCAAAGCCGGAAGUGAGUCUUCUGGUUUGCGAAUGUUCUUAGGAAGCCGAACAUCUGACGUAGGUUCUGCGGGUUCCGAUUGCGUGCAGGAAGCUCCUGCAGCUAAUCAGAAGCCGCGCCUUGGUUGUUGAGUGUUUUGGAAGUUGAACGGACUUCCAGAAUGGAUUCCGUUUGGCUUCCAAUGUAUGACUGUAUAUGCUGUGCUUGGCCCCAGGGGAUGAUGGGAUCUUGAGGGCUUAGUUUGUAAGGUUGUUGUUUCAUAGACUCAUAGAGGUGGCAACUGCCAACUGCAGUAUUGUUGAUAGGUGGCUAGCCAGCCUACUGUUCUUGAUGCUGAUAUUUAGUUGUUUUUCUCACAGAGUGACCCGAAGAAACUUCCAUUGAAAACAAUAACAAAAAACACGGCAAUACAAUUAAAAGGCAGGUCUGAUAGAUUCCCAGCCAACACGAAAAGAGGCCACAAUUCCCCCCUCCCCCAUUUUAAGGACCCAAAGCCUGGGUGAAGAGAAAAGUCUAAAUAUAGAUAAAGAUGGCACCAUGCAUGCCUCCCUGGGGAGAGCAUUUCACAACAGGGAGCCACCACUGAAAGGGCCUUAAUGAAAGAGAGUCAUCUACCCCUUCCAAAGCAGUCUGCUUUACUGUUGAACAUGUUAUGCCGUCAGGAAGUUCUUCCUGAUGUUUGGUCUAAAUCAAAUCCUUUUUCUUGUAAUCUAAACCCAUUAAUUUAGGUGCUAUCUUCUGGAACAACAGAAAACAAAGUUGCUCCAUCUAUGUAACAGAGGGCUAUUGCAUUGCCUCUUGGUAGUCUUUUCUCCAGGAUGUAAAAUUCACUGACUCCUUCAACCUUCCCCCAAAGAGUUUGGUUUCCAGGCUCUUCAUCAUCAUGGUUGCCCCUCUCAGAAAACAUUCCAGGAGCGAGGCAACCCUUUAGAAAGUGGGGGUGUGAAAAUUGCUUGGGGUUCCUUCCCAGCUCAGCAAGGGGUACCAGUCUAAGAAUGCAUCCAGCCCCUUCCUAGUUAAUCAAGCAGUACUGCUUUGCUAGUGAACACAACCUUUUGGUGUUGGCAGAACGCUGUGUUACAUAGAUGGAGAAGCUGGAAGAGGGAGUUUAGUAUGCCAAUUCUGCUUUCUAAAGCCCAGCCCUCAGCUACUUCUGGAAAUAGCCUCUGCCAGAGUCCCCAAAACUCUAGUUUAUAUCAUGACAAAAAACAAAACUAAACUAAACUUGGAUGAUGUUCAGCUUGCAUAAUACACAGAAUUAGCAUAUAAUUAUUUGAUCACUUUUAAUCAGCCAAAUUUAUUUAAUUAACUGAUUAGAUUAUGACUCCAAUUGUCUUCAGAACCCGCACAAGUGGUAACAGCAUGGGGUAUUAUUUCUAUUGUGCAGCUGGAGUAGAGAGAAAAGGAUGGGGUUCAUGGGAUACAGGUGAAUGAUUAGGAUGAGUUAAGGGUAAUUCUCUCUCUCAUUUACCUGUUUACCUCUAGAUCCUUUAGAAGACAUUGAAUCCACCUUCCUAAGCUUUAUCUUUCCUUUGUGGCCAUGACUGCUAGAAACUGUCUAAUUUGAGGCAGUCACGCCCAGUUGGGUGUUCUCAUCUGCAGCUAUAUUUGACAUGUUUCUGUCGGCAGUAGAUGGGUUUUUCAGCCCCAAACCUGUUUGGACAUGGAGCAUUUCCUUGGUUCUGUGAAUUUUCUGCUCUCAAGAACCCUCUUUGUCAUUGUGCUUGGUGCCAUUACAUACUUGUAGCUUCAAAAAACCUGAUUAUGCAAUUUAGAGAGUGUACAACUAUCUACGUGGUAGCCUUCUUGCUUUGGAUACAUGGAGUGUGUUGGAGCACCAGGUAGUUUCUCUUAGACACAAGACUACCUUCCAGGUUGGAUCUGAUCUUUUGUACAUUAUAGAACACAAGGUAUGCAGUGGCCAUGCCAUGGCUGCUGGUGUCUGCAUACAGGUCGUCAGUUGGUUUGCAGUCAGGAUGAUAUUGGGAGCCCUUAGUUCAGUGCUGGUGGAUGUGUGUAAAUGUCUAUUCCAGCUUAAGCUAGUGGUUGGGGAAGGUGGGAAUUGCAGUCCAGCAGCAUCUGAAGGGCCACAGGUCCCCUCUCCCCCAUGUUUCAGUCACUGUCUCAGCACAUGGCAGGUGCUUUAACCAUGAGUAGCUCACCUGUGACUGGGAAACUUUAGAGUCUCUGAGUCUUGAAUGAUUCCACUUUACCUCUCAUGAUUGACAUUAUUGGCUGAAAUCCAGAAGGGCCCAUUCUUCCCCAGAUUCUUCUCAGAAUUUCAUUCCACAGCUCCUAAAUGUCUCUUUCAAAAAUAAGUUUGGGGGUUGUGGCAUGAGAACCUUUUUGAAGGGGAGAAGCUGCUAAGAAGGGGAGAAGCUGCCAGUACAUGGAACUGCCAGUCUUAAAAGUCUCUAGUUGUGUGUGUGUAUUUUUGAAACUUGCAGAGCACCUUCUGAGUUGGAAACUGAGGAGAAAAUGUGUGCAUGCAAACAGAUGGGACAUACAGUGGUACCUCGGGUUAAGUACUUAAUUCGUUCCGGAGGUCCGUUCUUAACCUGAAACUGUCCUUAACCUGAAGCACCACUUUAGCUAAUGGGGCCUCCUGCUGCCACUGCACCACCGGAGCACGAUUUCUGUUCUUAGCCCAAGGUAUUAUUUCUGCACAAGGGCUUCUAUAUGUGCAACAGGGCUUCCCCCUCUCCCACAUGCACCCUGAAAUUGUCUCGAAGGGGUUGGGGUACCCCCAGAACAGCAUGGAGGGGAGGGAGGGAGAUGGUUCCAUCUGGCAAGUGGAAAUCCUUGCAUAGGCAGAGUGUUUGUCAUGGUGCAGCAUUGAAUUUCACAUCUGUAUGACUCCUCAAAAGCCUUGCAAAUGAGUGGCAUGGAUGUGGAGAGAGUGGGGCCUGCCUUCCUUUUUCAUGGGUUUACUUAUUCCCUGCUCUUGCUUUAAAAGGCUGGAGGUCCCAAUGUGGCCCAAAGUUGUCUGUGACUUGCAAGGAUUGGGCACAGGUUGGCCCCCAAAAUAAGCAACAUGGUGACAGACCUAAAGCUGAGCAGCCGUGAUCUUUAGCAGAGGUGACCGGUUGCCACUGUAUUCUCCAGGCUGGAUUUAGGGCUCCAGUGGUAACACAGACUUCUCAGAUAUUGAUUGUGCAUAUUUCCACAGGCCAGCAGUUGGCCAUUUCUCAUCUAGAGUCUCAUGGCUGAGCCUAAAAGAGGGGGCUGUGUGUCUGCUCUCUGCCCUCCAGGGAAUGUUUGCUCCUUGGGAAUCCGACUUGUUGAAAGGUGUUGUCUUCCCCUUUCUGGCCUUCCUGCUGGGAAUGCAUCCUCCGUUCCUGGUGAUUCAGCAAAUAGGCCCGUCAAAGAAAUGAGAGCUGGCAGACUUGAAGGGGACUCCUGUUUCCCAACAUAGCCUCUUUGACUCCUAAGGAGUGUUCAGCAGCUCAGGCCUUCAGGCAACAUGCUCUCUUGUCAAUGCUCUUUCUCUGCCUCUGCUUACUUACAGUGAAGGAGUUUCUUGCCAAAGCCAAAGAAGAGUUCCUCAAGAAAUGGGAGAACCCGUUGCAGGUAUGACACCUCUCUUCUCGUCUUGAUGUUUUGCCUUCCUUCCUUUAUCUAGCCAUAGCAGCCUGGGUCUUGUUGCUUCUAAGCUCUUAGGCCUGAUUUGAAAGUGACACUGACCUGGUUUGGAUGCAACCAUCAUCCAGAGUUAGACAACUUAUGGCUUCGCAGGAAUGUUCAUGUGUGUUGGUGCACACGGUUUAAAUCGCUCCCGUGUACCCUGCCUCCUUUUGAUGUGCUGGAAAGAAAACAGACCAGGGUGCCAAGAAUACAUGUGUACAGUUUCACACAAUACAUGUGUACAGUUUAAGCUCAGAAUAUGUGUGUACCGUUUCACACAACUGGUGUUGCAUUUAAGUAAGGGAUACACUGCCUAACUUGAAUGCUAUAGUGUGCUGUGUGCAUUGAAACGACUGCUUUGAUAUUAAAUUCAUUAGUACAUAGUUCUCCCCAUUUUACCCUCACAGCAGUCUUGUGAGGUAGGUUAGGCCAAGAAACUGCAACUGGCCCAUUGAGCUUCAUGGCUGAGUGGUGAUAUGAACCCUGGUGUCCUGGGUCCAGGUCUGACACUCUGAUCACUCUGGCUCUCCUGUACUGGCUGUGUGGAAGCCCAUUUGGGUCUGCAUUCACUUGUUUUUUAUGUGUAUAAAAUGUGACCAGUGUAACUUUUUAAAACAAGGCUUUGGAAGGAUCUUGCCAAACCUUUGUUAUUGCUAGUUACACCAAAGGCAAAAGUCUUGAUGCUGGUGGACAUCCUAAAUUAUCCUGCUGAAGAAAUAGGCGCUGAGACAGGUGUUUCAGUCCCCAGGUUAUUCUGGAAUUGCCCCUUUUCUAGGAAUAAUUUUGCAGGGGUACAAUACAGGAGGAGAGUGAGGUGUCCAAGAUGGAAACACAGGAAGAGAGUCAGCUUUGGAUUAGUUUACCUUUUGCAGUUCUAAGACACUUUGGAAGAUGUGUCUGACAAUAAGGUUUGCCAGUGCCCGGGUUGCUUGCAUGACAAGGAACAAAUAGUCAAGAUCUUUCCAAAUUACUAAGCAAGGCUCAGAAGCCCUUCACCUAUCACAUAUACUCUUUGGUGUUAGCAGACCAUAUUACAGAAAGGGGAAUGCAAUCUCCCUCUAGCUGAAUAAGGUAUUUUCUUCCCUGCAAUAUCUGAUGAAUACCUCACUGCUCAACUAACAGGUCCGAUGCUUUAGCUUUUCAGCAAAUAACUCCCAGAAGGUGACUGCCAAAAUAACUGCUUCAUGGCAAUAAAAUGACUGUGUAAAUUGGCCCGGAAAUUUGGAUGCUCUCGCUGUUUUGGCUUGUUCCAUUUGCUGCCCCCUACAUAAAGGUGUCAUUACAUCUGGUUGUAUUUUGCAAUAAGUGUGAUAUUUGGGGAUAUUACUGUUUUUUUGUCAGGCUCUAAGGCUUAACCUGUUGCUGCUAGUUUCUAGGUUAUUACAGAUAGUGUAGUGAGUGUUGGGUGUAUGUACAGUCCUUUUUGUGGAUUGAGUUUGAUUUUCUUGCUGUUCAGUAUGCAGGAGGAUUGUAUGUCUUUCUCUCUAAAAACUCUUGCCUUUUGCGCCCUCUCGUGGUAAAAAGCUAUCUGUGUCUCAAACCCCAAGAAUGCUGCAAGUUUCAGGGAGAAGAGUUGGCACUCCACAGGGAUGAUCCUCUUCAAUAACAGUUGCUGCUUUAAUAUGGCAUGGGAAGACAUGGUACUGCCUGAAGGGUUAUCUUUAAAAUGAAACUAGUAAGCCGGCAUUUUGAACUCUUACGGCCACUUAAGGGUCCCCAAAAUCUGAUGAUUAGAGCCUGGUGUCCUUGACAGAUUGUCUUCCUCUGUUUUUUAUAUUAUUAUUUUCAAAAUCCUUUUUCAGAAUACGUCCAGCCUGGAUCACUUCGACCGGCUCAAGACCCUGGGUACAGGCUCUUUUGGGCGGGUGAUGCUCGUGAAGCACAAGGAGACCGGGAAUUACUUUGCCAUGAAGAUCCUUGACAAGCAGAAAGUGAGUUUGAGCCUGUCGUUGAGUUCUGGGAGUUGGUGCCUGAGGUUGGCAAGAGGGAGGCCCAACUGACUCUGGUUGACUUCCUUUCUGUCUUGCAGGUUGUUAAGCUGAAGCAGAUUGAGCACACCCUCAAUGAAAAGCGCAUUCUCCAGGCUGUGAACUUCCCAUUCCUUGUCAGGCUAGAGUAUUCUUUUAAGGUAAAGGAUGUCUUUGCACUCUCUCUCCCCACCCCCUGCCUAAAUAUUCAUUCUCUGGCUUUCUGGUCCUCUGGAUACCUGCUCUGCUGCAGCAGAUCAAAGGCACACAGUGGCCAACCAGAUACUUAAGGGAAGCUAACCACUUUACCAUAGCACCCAGCUAAUCUUUUUGCCCCUGUCUGGGCUUGUGGCUAGCUGAGCAUCCACCAUUGCAGGCAAGCCCAGCUGGCUGGAUACUUUCUGUGCCGGUAUAGUAGGUACAGUGUGCUUCCCCUUUGGGAGCAGCCUGGGUAGGUGGAUCUCCUGGGCUAGAGCACACGUUGUCAUGAUAGGCCAUCAAAACUCUUCCUUAUGAUAGGCCUUCAAUAUUUUGUUUUGUCCUAGCUCUUUCUGGUGUUGGUGGAGUUUUGGGCAAGUAAACAAGUGGGCACUAUAAGCAUACAAAAUGUUUAAUAAAGCCAACAGUAUUUUAUCAUUUUGUGUUUGAGUUACCCAGAGAACAAUCUUACUGGGUUGCCUUAUAUAAAUACAGUAAGUAAGGCUGCAAUCCUAACACCACUUACCUAGAAGUAAGCCUCGUUGAAUUCAGUAGGAUUUACUUUUAAGUCAAUGUGAAAGUGCUAUAGGAGCAUGUAAGUCUGGACUAUGUGACAAGGCAACUGUGCCUUGUCUAUUAAUGCAGCUCUAAAUCAAGGUUUUGCAGGCUUCCGUUCACCUCAGCUACAUAGAAAGGAUAUAAAAAGCCAUUGAGUCCUACCUAUUGCCACAAAGGGCAGAACCAUUUUUUAAAAAUCUGCUUUGAAGGAAAUAUGCAUGUUUAUAUACCCUUUGUGGCUGUAACCUAAAACCAUGGACACAGUGGCUGUCAAGAAGAGGAGGCCUCUACUGCUGUCUCAUAGGUUCCUUGCCAUUUCCCCUCUGCUAUAGCAGUCCUUGACAAUGCCGUGUCAAAGGCUUACCUCUCAAUCAGAAUAAAGCCUGAACAAAUACAUUCAUGCUACCUUGCAGAGAUUGUUUCAGUUGCAGACUUUGGGGGUUAAAAAAAAAAAAGUAUCUUAAUUCUAAAUACUAUUUCCUCGGCAGUAAGUCCCAUUGAUGUUAGUGGGACUUGCUUCCAAGUUGGUUGGUGUUAGACUGUGUGUAUAAUUCAUUCCCUUGGUAGUGAGAGUAAUUCUGUAAGUCUACAAGAAGAUCCUUGCUGGAUCAGCCCAAAAGCCCAUCUAGUCCAGCAUUCUGCCCAACAGUCCAUACUAGCCAACCAGGUGCCUUUGGGGAGCCACAAACAGGAUCUGAGCACAACACUCUUUUGUUUAUGAACUGGUAUUGAGAGGCCUGCUUCCCCAUAGUGGAGUUACUAUAGUUAUCAUGACUAACGGUCAUUAUUAGUCUUAUCCUACAUGACGAGGUACUAAGAGGUAUGAGUUCACCUUAGUAACAGCUACUUUUGAAGUUGUUGCCUUUUUUUUUAAGGUCAUGGCAGGAAAAGACUCUGAACAGAACAUAGCACUAAAACCAAAACACUCUGCUAUAGAAACAGUUUUGCACCAAGCAAAACUAUAUGAUCGUUGUGCAAAUAAGUUGUGCAAAUGAAUGGGGACUAGAGGACAAGGAACUUGUAUACAUUCAGAUUUUAAAGAACUUGCAUUUAUUGAGCGGGAAGCAAGGCAAUGGUGGUAGAGAGCGAUGGACUAGGGAACAAACGUGAAGAUUGGAAUUGGGGGCAGUUAGGAAAGUGUAGCCAUGUGAAGGAAUGAAGUACUGAUCUGAAAUGCUGUGACCUGUUCCUUCACCACCACCUAGUCUGUAGGCACUGUAUCAACAUUUUGGUUUUUUAUCUGCAACUGCAAGGGCAAGAUACUUCAUUUUUUUAAAGGAAAUUGGCAGGAACUUGAAUUCUGUGGUGUCUAUAGUCCUUUCUCCCAGCCCAACAGCAAACCCAGUUUCUGUUCUAGAGUGCUCCUAUGGAUGUGUGAGUACGCUGGUGCAAGUGUCACUGCAGAAAGGCAAUAGAAGUAAAUAAAUUGGAGAGCUGUGGCCCUGAACAUAGAAGGUUGGGGUGGGUGCAAAGCAGUGCUGGCCAGGACCCUGAGUUGUUUCUGCCCUUGAUUACAGGAUAACUCAAAUCUGUACAUGGUGAUGGAAUACAUCCCAGGUGGCGAGAUGUUCUCCCACCUACGACGGAUUGGCAGGUUCAGGUGAGUGUGCUCCCCUGUCAUUGUAAGGUUGGGAUGAUGCUCUCAGUUGUGGGAACAGAAGAGCUGAGAGUUGGGCUUCCUGGGUUAGAACAGGGGAAAGGAACCAGGAAAGAACUAGGUUUCUCUUGUUCUGCACUUUAAAGUUGAGUGGAGGAUAUCUUCCCCUUCCAGCAAGCCCUAACUUCUGGGGUAAAGAAUAUGCAGUUUAGAAAAAAAGUCUAAUGAUAGGACAGAAGCUGCAUUUGCUUUGACAUUAAUUCCCAUCCUCCUGGAUGUGAAGCUGGUGACUUGCAAAGAGCAGAUCAUUCCUAUCAGUGUGGUGGCAAUGACACUGAGUUCCUGAUUAUUCUCUUUAACACUAAGGGGCAAGGGGUGACCUGGCUUGACAGGCCCAUAUGAGCAGAGUGCUUUUCAUCAGAGGAUUGUUAGCGGAGACUUCAGUAUAGAAGCUACCACCAUAGAACAUGCUUCCAUCUUGCUUUGUAUCCAUUUACUGUAUGGAAAGCGGGAUGCUUGUUAACAUGCUCUCAUUUAACUGUGUAGUUAUGUGUGCUUCAGAUAAGCUGCCAUCUUGUAGAACAGUCUAGAACUGGCAUAGCACUGAGACUGAGCGACGGACCAGGAAGCCCCCAGUCCGAAUGGUGCCUCUGCCAUGAACUCAACUACAUGGCAUUACGCAAAGUUCUGUCUCACAGCCUCAGCCCCACCAUCUGCAACACGGAGAGUAAAUAGUAAUGACUUACCUUCCAGGAUUGUUGCAAUGAUUACACUUACAUAAGAACAUGGUCAGAAUAAGGGAAGAGAUUCUGCAUGUGUUCAGCCAUAGGUGGGGCAGGGAGAGCAUGAGUGAAAUGUGUGAGAUAACUUCCAGCUGAAGACUCAAGGUCCUGUUGAACGGGGAACAGGGGAGAGAUCUGGUCUUAUAGUAUUGGUUUGUGACAGGGGGUGGAAACCUGAGCCCUUUUGCUGAGAGUACAGCUCCCAUCAUCCCUGACUGAGCUGGUUGGGGCUGAUGGGAGUUGGAGGGCCACAGGUUCUCCAUCCCUGGUUUAUGGGGAUCAGUGAAGGUGAAGACUCAGCUGGCAUGCAUUGGAGGUGGCCUAUGAAAAAGCUCUUGCCCCUUUUGUUGCAGUGAACCUCAUGCCCGGUUUUAUGCCGCUCAGAUAGUGCUGACUUUUGAGUACCUGCACUCACUAGAUCUCAUCUAUCGAGACUUGAAGCCUGAGAACCUCCUCAUCGACCAGCAGGGCUACAUUGAGGUAAUGCUGCUUCCAUCCAUUCUGUGAGAUUCUGCCGCACAGCAUUUUGAGAAUUCCUCUCCUUGUCAGUAUGUCUAGGAAUACUGUUUCUUUCCCCAAAUAUCUGUAACAAUUAGUUUUUUUAAGAAAGGACUGAAUUUUGACAAGCAUAAGUAACUUCUUAGGAAAUUUUGGAGUUGACAUAAAAUCUAAAGGUGCACCUCUUUCUAUUAUUUGUUCUUUGAAUAUCAGGAAGUCCACCCCCCCCCCAGUGGUACCUGCUCAACCAAAUGUGCUCCAAACCACCAGAUGCACUUUUCCUAUUUUGGUGGCAAGUGGGGAGCAUGUUGGAAAACAUUCAUUACGAGCAGUUGCUGUUUAGAAAGUGAUACUUACCUUUGGAAACAAAAUCUUCUCUCUUAUUCCACCCGAAACAUCACCUCUCCGUGUGCUGGGGUUUGUGCAAGCCACCGUCACUUCCUUUGUGCUGCUGACCCUAUUGGUGUGGAGAACUCAGCUUUGUUAAUUUUCUCUUACCUCCAGGUGACAGAUUUUGGCUUUGCCAAACGAGUGAAAGGCCGAACAUGGACCCUUUGUGGGACUCCAGAAUACCUGGCUCCUGAAAUCAUUCUGAGCAAGGUGAGACACCUGUACUCAGGAACAGUGUUUUGGGCCUCGUUCAGCCCAGAAAGAAGACUGUGUUCAUCUCGAUAUCUUGCAGUACACUGCAAUUAAGUGUUGAUCAUCCUUGGUGUUUGUGAUCUGAGCCUGCUUUCCUGUUUCAGGGUUAUAACAAAGCUGUGGACUGGUGGGCCCUGGGUGUCCUCAUCUAUGAAAUGGCAGCCGGCUACCCCCCAUUUUUUGCAGACCAGCCCAUUCAGAUAUAUGAGAAGAUUGUCUCUGGGAAGGUAAUAUUUCAGCAUAGAGGCUUGCAUGCUGGGUACAGGAUAUUACAAAUAUAUAUUACAAUAUGUAGACCAUCUUGCCCAUGGAGGGAAUGCAGUACUUCCCUAGAAGGCGUGUUAGAAAUUUCCAAAUAGCUCACAGUAUACAGUGCAUACAUUUAUAAUGUUCGGUGAAGCAUGGACCUGCUGUGUUUACCUGCCAGAUAAAUGUUGGAGUAGGUGGAAUUCAGCAGACUGUGAACGGAAACCCCCUCUGUAUUUUCUUGGCAAAUCUUCCAGCUAUUUUUUGGUGCUGCUUGCAGCUUUCACCACAGGAACAAAUGUCUGGAAAUCUAGAUGGCUGCAGUUAUAUUCAUAGUCUGACCUUAUUUUGAGGAAAGGGGCAGAUCUGUUGGCUUCAUUUGAAUACUGAGUCUCAAAUUUCGUAUACUUUAAACAAACUUAAGGCUCUAGUCUUCAGUGUGAAGAAGAAAUUAAUUGAAGAAUUCUACAGGCUAAGUGGAAUAUGGAUUUUCUGAGUCUAGAAUUCUAGUGUCUGUAAUACUUGGCAGUUCUCCCAGAUGAGACUCCUAGAGUAAUGUGAGGCCAAGCAGCACAAAAAAGAUCAGAAAAGCACAAAGUGGAGUUUUAUAAGUUAAACAGAGUAAAACUGCGGAAAGGGGGAGACAUGCAACUCAAGCUCUCUGUAACUGCAACGCUGUGAGUUUUCAGAAUAUUGCUCUUAGAAUUUGUAACAUGGCCUAAAGGAGUGAGGUGUGGCAGGGCAGUGUUGGAAGAGCUUUGCAGGAAAAUGUGUGAUGUCAAAGGAACAUCUCCCCCACCCAAGAAAACUAAACGAAAGUAAUGGAGAUCAGUGGAUAUAUGUGCAUGCUAGCUUUCAGAUGGCUGGGGCUCGCUCUUGUUCUGCUGCUCCAGAACAUGCAUGCUCUCUUUGAGUCCAGCUGUCCUUUUAUCCCUUCCCUGCCAUUUAUCCUAUGAAUUUUCACUGGGCCCUACUUGCCAACUUUGAUUUCUCAGGUGGUUAAUGCUAAAAUAAUCAGUAUUAAGUUGCCGUUUGAGUCAGGCUGUUAGGCCAGGAGCUGUACUGACCCGGCCUUUCUCAGUAACACCUAAGAUCUUCUAUUGAGUCAACUAAUUGUUGACGAAUAAACAUGCAUUGUGGAUAACAGUUAUUCUAUGGCACUGACCACAGUUUACUUUGGAUUUGAAAUUUGUGCAGGUGUGUUAUGGAUCCCCACAAUGUCCUUCAGCAAAGGAUUUGUCCUUGUUAAGAUUGCUGUGAUACUACUACCAUUAUUAUUAUUAUUAUUAUUAUUAUUAUUAUUAUUAUUACUAUUACUAUUAUUAGCACUUAGUAUCACAGUUGGGCAUGAGGCAUUACUAUUAACUAGUUGAAUUAAUAUAAAAGCUCCCAGAACCUUGUUUGUGAUAGGUUCUUGCAUCAGGACAGCUCAGCUAAGGUUGCAUAUAAAAAACAUAGUCAAAAUGUUAUGCGCUUGAUCAGGUUUGGUUCUCUGCAAAAGAAACUGAUGAUACUUGUGCACCUCUGUGAGGUGGGCUUUUACUUAGAUAAGUCAUCCAAGUAAUAAUGACUGAGGGUUAAACACGGUUGGUCAUGAUGACAGUCUAGCACAGAUCUCAGCAGAAUGAAUAGCAAGUAACCAUUAAUCAAGAUUAGGUGCUCUGCUUAAAAGAGAAGGGGAAUCUGGGUAGAAGUAGCUCCUUUCACAAUACUAAGAGAAAAGGCUAAGCCAGACUCUGUGAUACUUACAUUUGAUCUUGGUGAAGCUUGUAUAAAAUUCCAGUCUUACAUUUAAACUGGUACACUAAAUGUACUUAAAUAUAGGGCAUGUCUACACUACAGAUUGGAGCCAGAUUUUUUCAAACUGAUGCAUCUGUUUCCACCACCCUGCCAAGGUAACCUAAGAACAUUGCUUGGGGAUCCUCAUUGCUUCAUAGAAUCACAUUGCCUAAUGCCUUAAGCCCCUUUAAAAACUAUGGUGUAAAUAUGUGCAUAACCUAGCGCCACAUCCCUACUAAUCUGCCUGAUAACAUUCUAUCUUUUUAUCUAUCUAAUAUCUUUCUGUGGUAGAACAAAAUGUAGGUUACAGGAAGCACAUAUACGUGAACUGCCUUGAAAUCUUUGGAUGAAGGGUGGUAUACAAAUUUAAUACACAAAUAAAAUAAAUAUAGCCACUUUGCCAGUGCUUUUUUCUUAGGGCGUUUGCUCCUAGGGCUUCUGAUUGAAGAUCUUCAAACCCGCUAGCCACCCUGAAUUUCAUUUAGGUGAGAUACAUUGCUGAGAAGCAAGCGCAAAGAGCACCUGUAUUAUAUUUAAGGGUUUUCUUGCUGUCAACUUCUUUUGCCAAACUGCUUCUUAAAUUGUUUUCAGUUUUUAAAAAGUAGUCCAGGGGACAUUGCAUCAGUUGUACAUUUGUGUGUGCAUGUGAAUUUCUCUCUUUCAGCAGUUCCUGUGCCAAGCCAGUCAGACCAUUUUUUUUAAAUUCAGAAGUUAUAAAUCAGUUUAAAGAGAGAGAGGCAAGCGUUCCAAGUGUGUUAGUAAAAGCCCUCCUUCUGUCCCUCUUGUGUUUAGAGUGUUUCCAGAGGGAUAUGCACAUCUCUGUCUCUGUGGCAGCUAGAAGUUCUUGUUAGAAUAAAUUCUAGGAUUUGUGGGAAUGUGCAGUGUUAACAUUUAAGGACAGAAGAAGAGCCUGCUAGAUUCUGUUCUCACAGUGGCCAACCAGAUUCAUAUGGGAAGUCCUCAAGCAGGGCAUGGGUGCAACUUCCCAAAGCCCCAGUUUUGUGGUAGAUGUUGCAAUUGCAGACAUAUGGUGAAUUAGUGCUUUGGCUACAGAGCAUAAUGAAUCUCACUUCCUGCCCUUUCCCUGCGGCUGUCAGAUUUCUCCUGGAAGGCAGAGAGAUUAACCUGUUCUUGGCUUCUGCUUCCUUGCACCCAGGUUCGCUUCCCGUCUCACUUCAGCUCAGACCUGAAGGACCUGUUGCGUAACUUACUCCAGGUAGACCUCACCAAACGCUUUGGCAACCUCAAAAAUGGAGUCAAUGACAUCAAGAACCACAAGUGGUUUGCUACUACUGAUUGGAUUGCCAUCUACCAACGGAAGGUAAGGAGAAGUAGGAGGGUGCAGUCAGAAGAGGGGGUGGUUUGUGGUAGCAGCCCACAGCCUUAUUUCCAAAGCAAAGGUUUCCACUAUCACACUGCCAGGGAAGUAAUGCCAACUCACUGUGGGUGUGUAGUGCUGGUACACAAAGCCAUCCAAACACAUGUAUCACCUUUUGGAAGUGUAUAGCUCACGAACAAGAGAGCCCCCCCACCCACCCACAAAGCUUAUCUCUGUGUUGAGAAAACCAGCAUGUGAAGCAGCUCUUACACUUCAGUGGAACUUGCAGGCCCACUAUUAAUGAUAUGGGAUCUUGGGACAUAUUGUGAUUAUUAGUUAUCUGUGAAAAGAUCCCAGGAUCUAGUUAAAUCCACUGUUGCAGCUGUGUUGGAAAUCAUCAUGUCUUCUCUUAGACCUUCCCUUUGUGAAUUUGAUUGAAAGCUUCAGCCCCACAGCUGCUAAUGGCAUCUGGAUGCUAAAAACCUUCUCUGGUCACUUGCUGCUUUCCAUGGUAUAAGCCUGCAGCCUUCCAGAUGUUGUCAGACUCCAGUUCCCACCUUGCUGGUCAGGAGUUUGAAUCCAGCACAGUUUGGAGUGCCAUUCCUGGUAUAGGAUCUGCUAAUGGCCAAAUGAAAGUAAUUGCCCAUAGAACAUGAGGAGCGGGCAAGGCUGAGAAACCCCUUUGUAUGAAAAAGCUGAAGGGAGGCAGGAUAGGAUGGUGUCGUUGACCGUGUUCACUCUUAGUUCUGCUGCCUACCUAAUUUGCAAAUAUUCUGGAGAUGAAGGUUAUAAGUUUCAGUUCCUCCUAAACUGGGGGGGAAAUAGCAGGCCCAAUUAAAUGCAUCUCUGCCGUGAGGAGGAAGCUGAGCAGCAAGGCAGGGGUCAGUAGGUACAGCUUCCAUUUUGGCUGGGCCUGAUUCAGGGCCAAACAAGACGUGCGUUUUUGUUCAGUCUGUGCCUGCUCAUUUGCCUGUAACGUGCAGGUGUGGGGAGAGCCAUGUUUUAUGUCAGGGUGGGCACACAAGGAAGGGAAUCAAGGGCUACUCCAUCCACCCUUUUCCUUUUUGUUUUAUUAUAAUUAUAAUUUUUUAUUAUUUAUUGAAUUUAUAUACCGCCCUAUAUCCGGAGGUCUCAGGGUGGUUCACAAAACAAAAUAAAAAUAAAAAACCACAAAACACAUUAGCAAAAUAAAAACAACAACCCAAUAAACACACCCCAAUGAAACAAAAAAAUACCACAUUUUAAAAGGGCAUAGGAUGUCAAUCAAACCAACCAAAGCCCUGGUUAAAAAGGAACAUUUUUGCCCUGCGCCUAAAGGUGUAUAAUGCUGCUUUGAGAUUAUUUCCCCCCAAACCAGUUCCAGUAUUGGAAGUAGAGUGGGCUAAAGGGAAAGGAGAUUAAGGUAACCUAAGUGUGGCAAGGUAAAGAAGGGGAAAGUUUUGUUCCCCUCUCCUGCCAACUCAUUUUUGAUACUCAGAAAGUAGAUUUCAGCCCCACCUGAGAAAUAAGCAGUCAAGGACCUGAUUAAAAAGCACAGGCAUGUCUGGCUUGCCCUUUAGCGGGCUCAAGCUACGAGUGAGGAAGAGCUCAUGUUGCUCUCCUUGCCUGUGGAAUAGGCUUAGCUGUAUCCAAGGGCCACAUUCCCUUUUGGGCAGCCUUCCAGGGACCACAUGCUGAUGGUGGGUGAAGCCAGAGGCCAAAGUGAGCAAAGCAGUGGAUGUGAAUUUUAUCGUGCAAUAGGCUCCUUUCUACAGAUGCUUGCACACACCCACACCCUCUGCCUUCCAUCCAGGCAAGCAAGAGGUAUUACCAGAGCCCAAGGACCUAUUCCAGUCAGGCAAGUGGGGCCAGGGAGGUGUGUGUGGUCUGGGGAGGGUCCCACAGGUCAGAGAGGAGUACAUUUGCCCCCCAACCCUGAGGUUCCCCUGUAUGACAUGUGCUCUCUCUCUCUCCCCUGCCCACCUAUUUUUGUUUCUGGUUAAACUGAGAAGGCUUAAACCAGUAACCCCGCAGGGAGCCCAAUUUCACAGCGAAUGGUAUCAUUUAUCUCUCCUAAACCCAUGCAGACACGACCCGUAAUAACUCCUCGCUUUGUCCCCUCCCCUCCACAGGUGGAAGCUCCCUUUAUACCAAAGUGCAAAGGCCCCGGCGACACAAGUAACUUUGACGACUACGAGGAAGAGGAGAUCCGGGUGUCCAUCAGUGAGAAGUGCGCCAAGGAGUUUGCAGAAUUUUAGGGCCAGUCCCCCUUGCUUUGUGUGCCCAGGAAAAGGAAGGGCUGGAUUUGAUCAGCCCCAAGGGCCAGAGUUCCUUGCCUAUAUGUUAAUUUGGGGAGGUGGGAGAGUGUUGGGGUUCACCUGAAUCUGUUUGGGCAGAAGAGAGAAAAGGGGAGUUCAUUUUGAAGCUGUGGAAAAGGCAGCAGUCGGAGUGCCAUCCAUCCACCUCCCACUGAAAGCUGUAAGGUGGCUCCCAGCCACUCUCAGGCAGGUUUUAAACAAAUUCCCUUCCUCCUCAUAUUGACUCCAACCCCCCUCCCCACCACUACCACACACAAACCCUAAUUGGACAGUCCCUGGUUUAUUGGUGGCUUUAUUUUAUUAUUUUUUUUAGGGGAAAGGGGAUAUAUUUGCCAUUCAUCACCCCCUAUGAAAGGUCUGGUUCAUGGGGCAUUGCAAGAAUUUCUGGAAGGGGGGGUUAGGGCAAGAAAAAACCACAUCCACACAGCACUUUGGUGUUUAGACCAGCACUGAACAGGUUAAUGGCCCCACCCUCUCGCCUUCCCCUAUGGGACAACUCCUGUCCUUUUAUCAGUUUCCCCCCCUUUCCAGGCCCCUUUUAUUAUCUUUAAAUAAAAAGUUUAAAGAAAUAGUUGACUGGCUUUAUAAAAAAGGGUUUUAAAAGUCUAGGCAGGGCACAGUGCUUUUUUAUACGCUCUGUCUCCCGCACCGUUAAAUUAAAUUCAACCGGAAUUUUAACUCUGUAAAAACAACUGAGUUUUAGCAUGAAGAAUUUGUGUGUGUUUUUUGGAUAGAAAAACACUUUAUUUCCAAUCUUUGUCUCCCUAUUUUGGGGGAAAGAAGGGGGCAAUAGUUUUCACACCUGUAGGAGGGAGCAGUGACUGGUUGCCAGCUGGCAAAGGCAUACUGAGAGAAAGAAGCUUGUCUCAAUUUGUCUUUCUUAAAUGUGCACACACCCCUUCUCUCUCUCUCUCUCUCUCUCUCUCUCUCUCUCUCUCUUUCUCCCCCUCCCCUAGUCUCCCCAUCACCACCACCCUCCAAUCCAAAUGUCCCAACAUGAGUUUCCCCACUUCAGGCAACUCUUGGAGCACCUGCCUGAACGGAAGAGAAACAAGCAGGAUCUAGUCCACCCUGUGAAACAUCAGAUAGACUCUAGCUAGUUGCCAUGGUUCAAAGGGGCUUCUCCCAUUUGGUGAGCCAUCAGGGUGGGAGAAAGUCCAUGUAGAUAGAGCUUGACCGUCGCAGGCAAAAUGCAUUGGCUACUGGGAUCCUACCCUUCCCAACUCAAACCUCCGACAUCUGUUUUUGUAAUACAAGGAUGUUUCCAGUCUGUUGGUGGAAACUCCAUCGCACCGGUCCUUAAGGGCUCCAUCAGCCUGCUAUGUGGGGGUUUUUUUAUGUUAAGACGCUAAGGAGGGAGUGGAAAAUGUAAAUCCCGGUGUAAACGGAGGUGGGGUAGGGGCUUAGAAACGAAAGUGUUGGGAAGGCCCAUUCCAUUUUGACCUGCAGUUCUGACAGGGAAUGAGAGGUGGCAUCUGUUUUAUUAGAGUCUUUUCUCAUGGAUGCGGAGGGAGCUGUGACUCAAAGAUGAGGAGGGGGAGCCCAUUUCUCUCCAUUUAAUUUGUUCCGACUCUUUCCUCCCCCUCCCUUUCCAAUGCAAUGCCUCUUUGUGUUCUGUCUUCACCUACCCCACUCCAAACACACUCUAUAUUCACCAGUUUAGUUUUCUUUUGUUUUCUUUCUGUGGCUGGGGAGCAAAGCAGUCUUCUUUAGAUUGAUAGAUGACAUAUAACACAUACAGAAGCGCUGUCAGGAGCAGGCAAGCUUUGCUUGCCCCUCCAACUCCUCGUCGUCCUCUUCCCACCAAUAGCUCAUUGGCCUCUUCUAUGUUGGGUUGGGGAGACAGCGGGAGUUAAAAUACCCACCAGCUCCCUGCCUCAGAAAAAAACACUUCUAUGUAAUCCAACAAAACUUGUUUCACUGAGAAAAAAACAAACCCUACUUCCUCUUUAACAGUGUGCUUUGUUGUAAACAUAUUUGAAACUAUUACCAAUAAAGUUUUGUUUAAAAAAA